ACUGUCAAGAUGGCGGCGGGCCGAAAGAGUUGCAACGUACGUUAAAAAGUACACUGUGUAGCGGCUUUUGGAAGUCAUUAAACCUUCCAGAUUACAUACUGAACGACUUUUAUAGUGGUACUCGGUAGCACAUUUGCUGAGCAACAUCAUAAAUUGCACUUGACAUCAUAUUCAGUGGCAAGAGUUACGUAGACUUGACGUUCACGGUUCAUAAGCUUGUCAACACGUGCAAGGUUGUUUGAUUAUGUGAGUUGUUCUGAGGAAGAAUGAGUAAGAAUACAGCGGGAAAGAGGACUGCUGUUCCUACAGUUGAGCAGAUUAGCUCAGAUCGAAUCACUCAGGUAAUGUAUUACUUUUUAAGGUGUAACGUACAAUGCUUAAAUUAUUGUUUUUAAAUACUUUAGCAGUAAAGCAACUCAAGCUUACUUAUUCUGUCAAAGAGUCAACGUAUUCAGGGCGUCAAUCGAUCAACCGAUGACGAUCAGUUAAUUUCUGUUCUGUCGAUUGGCAUCGGCCAAUCGAUGACCAAUUUUUAAUCACACAAAAGUUGUCGCGAACUUCAUUGAUUGCCCUCGAUUAGCAUACUAACUAAAUCUUCAGUCAUACGUGCGUCAGUCGCAUAGACUUGUUGGAGAAUACGUUUCUUUGUCCAGGUACUCUGGUUUUCCCCUCUCCUAAAAAACCAACACUUCUAAAAUUCCAAAUCGGUCUGGAAUACAUGGACACAUUUAAACAAUUAGUUCUAGGGCUGUCAACCCCACAAGACAGUCUUCAAAUAAUAUUAUUGAGAAUUGAUAGGGAAGGGAUGAUAGAUGAUGUCAUAUCGUACAGUAUAUGACGUCAUUUGUGCAAAAAAUACUUGUUGACCCGAUCGUCAUGAAUUUUCGAUGUUCCGCAUUAUUGCGUACAUUGCAAUCACAUAAUAUACCAUACCGAAGUCUAUGAGGAAACGUUCAAUGUUAACAGUACUGAAAAUAGCUCAAACAUUGCAAACUAUUUAAAAGUUAUUGUCAGAAAGUUGAGUCUACAACUGAAUGGCAAACUUUGGUGAAUAUCCAGGAGAUUUCGUACUCUAAUAUGGAGACCGGGAGAUACGGUCCAAAAUCUGGAGUCUCCUGGAUUAUCCGGGAGAGUUGACAGUACUGUAGUUCAUAUAAGAAAUCCUAAAGUGCUUCCUGGGUAAACAAAUAUUACAAUUUUUACUGUUAGUAUGGGUACUUGAAGCAGAACUUGCUGGUUACAUGAACUGUUGAUGAUGCUGUGGUCCAAAUUUAUCCAAGGCUGCUGCCUAAAGGGCACCCAGUGGCCAGAGGCUCCUACGAUUACCUUUCCUUGUGGGUGACUAAACUUUUAAAGAAGGAGCCUGCAGGGGCGACUAAAACUUAUGAUUCUUAUGGCAAUAGCCUCUAUGCCUACUUCCAAUGAAGGAACAGCAGAAUUCCCUGCUCAUUUUGCGCUUUUGAAAUGAAAAUGUCAACCUUGUGUUUGUCGACUGUAGGCAAAACAUUUCUGCUGCUAAAAGUAAACAAACAAGCUGUUUUCUGGAAAUUCACAACUCGAACGAAUUGAGUUUCGAGUAUCUGCUUUCUUAUUUAAGUUCAUCAAUCACUGGGCUCCUAGAAAAGUGGCUCGGGCUCCUAACUUUAUAUUUUUAUAGGAGCCUGAAGGGCUCCAAAAAAAUUUUCUUGGGCAGCAGCCUUGUUAUCCUUGGUUUCAAUUUAUUUCCUUUGUUUUGGGUAUGGUAGUGUAUCAUAAUGAGUUUAAAACAAAGGGAAAUAAAAUUUAAACCAAGAAUAAAUUUGAACCAAAACAACUAGUAUAUAGGUGGUGGAGUCUGGUGGGGGCUUACUUUUGUGUAGUUUUGUAGUUGUGGUACUAACAAGGCAAUUUCAAUAAUUAUACAUAAUUAAUUAGUUGAUAUUUUAUAUUUAAUUUCAAUGUUUGUUUUAUUAUUACAUUUGAUAGCUUGCAAAGCAGUAUUGGACUCCCGGGGAAGGAAAGAAACCCUUCAAACCACAGGUACAAAGCUGCAUAGCUACCAUGAGAAGUUCCAUGAAGCAGUUUUGACUACAGUAGAAGCUCUCUGAAUGGAUGCUAUCAUAAGCAGACAGCUCUACUUAAAUUACGGCUACCUUUACAAAACCCUGUUUUUCCAAUCCCCACACACACUGUAUUUUAACAUUCCCUUAAGCACCUCAGUUCCAGUUAUGGACACCUUUUUCAUGUCCUGAGGGUGUCUGCUCACAAGAGCUUCCGCUGUAAUAUCAUUAUACCAGGUGUCAUGCAAUGAUCCUUGAAAGUUACUUGAAGGAGUUGAAGGUAACAUACUCCUUUGCGUAUUUUGAUAGCUGGUUAUUUACAUGUACAUGUAAGUUUCAAUGUAAAUUGACUAAAACAAAGCUUCAUGUACAUUGUAUGAGCUUUUUCUACUUCCCAAAAAAAUUAAUUCUGCAAUCUCCUUGGAACUGCAAAAAUUUCAUGCCACCUGGCUGCUGAUACAAGUAUGGCUGUCAUAAGAGUCAAUGUUCACUUUGCUUGAGUGCAUCCUAAAAGACAAUAGACUUAUCUCUAGAAACGAGAUUGAACAAUAUGGAAUCUGUCUAAAAAAAUUCAUUUUUAUAGCAAAUACAAUUUACACAGGUAGGUUAAUCAAAUUUUGAAUAAAACUGUUUUUUAUGGCCUAAACUACAGUUAUCUCAUGACAGAUGAUAUGAUAAACUGUGUACAUGUAAACAUGCUAUCCUUUGCCAGAAUAUGAACUUGAUACACAAUGUAGGUACAUAGUACAUGUACAUGUAGGAUACACUGUACCUAUAUGUCAGUUAUCAAAAUGGUACAGAUGUACAGGUCCAUCGAUUUUGACAGCUGUUGAUAAUAAUUAUUGACUCUCUAAUUGAUAUUAAGAAAUAAAAAUAACAUACAUAUGCACAUUUGUAUAUAACCCCAUAAAAGAACAAUAUUACAUUGUACAUUUAUUGUAUCAUAAGCAUUCUUUCUGUGAAUCGAAUAUUAGAAUUUUGACUUUUAGAGUAAAACUUUACAUAUCUCUUUUUUGUGCAAAUUGUACAUAAUAAUAAUAAUAAUAAUAAUAUUUAUUUCUGUUUCAGUGGGGCCCUCGAAUCUAACUAAUUAAUUUUGACAAAUUUAAAAAUUUAAAAUCUUAAAAUUUAUACAAAAAAAAAACAUCAAGGUUUAAAAUUAGCUGAGAUCUUUUAAAAAAGUUUUUAACUUGGAUUUAAAAAUAGAUAAAAUAUUACACUUAAAUCAUGUGGAAAAGUCUUUCGCGGGCGUGAAAAAUAAAGUUUUUAUUUGUUCUGGGUGGGGUUUUCUCAUUGAGAUUAUAUGAAUGAACAGCUUGACUUUUAGUAAAAUUAAAAAAAAUGUGUUUCUCUAGAUUAUUGAUGACAUUUACAGGAAAGAGAUCAAAGGAAGCAAGUAAGAUUGAGAAAAAAAAAUUGUCAUGAGCUUAUUUCUGAUACUUAUCAGACUUACUACAUGAGAAAGUGGUUAUAUACAUGAUGGUUGUUUCUCACCUACAUGUAACAAAAAUUAAUGCAUCUCUCAAAAUUAUGAAAAGUAUAUGUACAUGUGAUACUACUUACAGAAAUUAUACUUGCAGUUAGUCAAAUACGUAUGCAAAAUCUGUUACAGCAGGACUACUAUAAAAUAAUAAUUUCGGACUACCUUGCCAAAGUUGACCAAUCGGAUCACAGGAAAAUAACCAUAAUACUUGACAAAAAAGUUUGUUUGAGCCAAUCAGCUCGAAGCACAAAAUCUAACUAUUGAUAGCAAACAAUUCCAAAAACUUUAAAUAUAACCUCCAGACAUCACUUUUAUCACAAGCUGUUAUGUUAUGCUACAUUUUGUAUGUGUCACCAAUUUUUUUGUUAACAUUUCCCAGCUUGCAACAGGGUCCGAAAUUAACUUUUUAAUACGGGCGCCAACUGGCGAUCAAGUAUAAAUUUUUGGUCGCCAGAGGGCAAAUUGUGGUCGCCAAAAAUUCCCCCUCCCUUUUUUUUCAAUAAUAGUUUAAACACGAAUAAAAAAUGUAUGGUAUGGACGUUUUUGUGCUCGAAAAUUGCACUACUUCCGAUACCAGAAAACAACCGUACAUGUACGAGUGAAGUCUUUUUUUUUCCACAAAUUACCUUUUGGAGAUAUAAAGCUGUCUGACUUAGAACGUAGGAACAGAAAGCUGUCUGCCCAUGACUGCACUGAUCAUAUCAAAACUCUAUUUUUUUCCGAUAACUACCACGAAACACGAAACGUAAACACGAGUCAAGCUUCAAGCCGCCAUGUUGCUCGUUCCAGGCCACAACUGUGCCACAUCACUCGUACCAGUCCGCAAAGUACAUAACGUCCUUACUGUAUUUCAGCUGAAAACAACAUGACGGCUUGGAAACGUACAACUCGUAUUGAUCGUAGCUGUUGUGGAGGUAUUAUUACAGGAAGAUUCGUUUCACUUUUAAUUAAAAAAUAUCAGCAGGACAAAAAGUAAGACUCCUGUUGGCAAAUAUCUUCGAGGUUUCAAUUCUUAAUCAGUUUCUCCGAACGUUAAAGUCAGUAACACAGUAACAACCUGCUUUACAAGUCGCUAGCUGGCGACCAGCUAUGAAAUUCUGGUCGCCAGGACUGAAUUUUUAGUCGCAUUGGUGCCCGGGAAGGUGCAAUUUCGGACCCUGUUGUAAUAGCGUUUACUUUUUUUUCCUCCCUCAGUCACUCUAACAAACCUCUCAGGAAACAUUUUGCUUUUUUCAGCACAUUCAAAACGCCAUGUCUGACAGUUGUAAUUGGUUGAUUUGGAUCCAUGUUGUUUACAGCUGUAUUUCAGUUCAUAGUAAUUUCAUGUAUGAUUGAAGACCAGCUUUCUUGGAAUGAUUAAUUAUUAUUAUGUUGUCCAAUUGGUCAACUUUGUCUAAGUGGCCCCGGUUACUAGUCGCACUAUAACAUACCUGUACAUCGUCAUGUAUUAAAUGGUGAAUGGAAGUCAAAUUUCCAUCAAGUGUUGGAAUACCCUAAUCAGGAAAACAGGGCUACUGACUGUAGCUUUUCAGAUGAGUCAUCCAUUUCACAAACUGGAGGGAAAUUCUAAAAAAGUGUGCAUGUGAUUGUAUAAUUUUAUAAUAAAUUCCAGUUUCCAGCAUUUUUUGUAUGACAAAAGAACCAUUGAGUGAUACCAUACCAAAUAGCACAGAUUUUUUUUUAGUUUUCGUGAGACAAUUAUUUUAAGUGAAUUAGUUAAAACUUGAUAUUGUGUUUUCUUAGGUUUUCUGUGAAGCGUGUUAUGCUGCUAGAAUUCAGGUAAAAAGAAAAUGAAGACAAUACACAGUACAUUGAUUAACUACUUGUACAAGCUUACGAUUUCAUAUUGAUGAUGUAAAUCACUGUUCACAUUACUGUAACUUGUGACCUUUUGUUUUUUGUCUGUUAUAUGAUUAUUUAUAAACUAUAUAAUUUAAUUGAAAGUACAUUUAAAUUUAUUACCAUGUCAACCAAUCAGAGCAGCAGACCAGAUUCUGGAUAGAUUUAGAUAAGUAUGGAAUUUUUUAGGCCAAAAAGCAGAUGUGAUUCUCUCAUAAGUAGGUUGAGCAUGUUCAUCUGGGUGAACGUAUUAACUCGCUAGACUUACAUUAACAUAACAUGCAUUACCCAUGGUAUACAGUAGUAUUACAGUCAAAACUCCAUGUGUCACCACCUCUCAUAAGAAACCACCUCCUACAUGUACAUCCGUACAUGUACAUAUAUGAGCGACCACCAAUCCAAAACACCAAAACGAAAACCUCUUGUAAGCAACUGUCACCACUGUUUGGGCUGAUGGUUAUUAAGAUAGUACAUGCGUUCUAAUUGGUUAAAAACGUAUGUUUUACCUAAAAUUAUUUUAUAAAAGCAAUAGACCACACUUUCUAUGGGUUUACCGGCUUGACAACCCACUUGGGAUGUUGGGACAACACUUGAAAGGCUUGUAAAUCACUCUGUUCUCCCAGCUUCCUGCGUCAGUUAUUACAUUGGUAAACCCAUAGAAAGUGUGGUCUAUUUCUUAAAAAAACUUUCUAUUGUUUUUAUCCUCUUGUAAGUGACCACUUGAUGCAUGGCGUGAUCUCUACUAAUAUGUUCGCUGUUUGUACAACAGUGUAUAUAUGCCACUUAAAUUUUAAAGUAUACAAAGAACUUUCAAUGGCAAUAUAACACAUACUGUCAGAAAGUAAUUAUCACAACUUAUAAAAUGAGUGCAAUAAAUUCUCUUCCAAAAAAUAGGUGGCAGGACCCCUUUUUUUCGAAGAGAUCACCUUUGGAUUCAAUCUUGAAAGUGAACAUCUCCUUUAUGUGACCAUUAAAUUUUGCAGUUUGAGUGGUCACUUACAGUACACGUAGGAGCAAAUGUAUUACUUUCUUUGAAAAAAGUGACUCAUCUAUUUGUCUAUUGCUUUUGCAGUCAGUACCUAGAGAACUAUCUAUGGACCAAUUUUGAUUCUAGCAAGGUUUGUUGAGGUCUUACAAUGUACAUUAAUGCACAUGAGCAACAGACUGGGGAGAACUGGGUAGUAAAAUAACAUGGACAAGACCUCUUUGUCACAGGCACAUUUAAUAUUAUAAUAAUAAUAAAUUAUAGAGACCUUUAGGUUCUAAGACAAGGAUGACAGGUACAAGAUGAGAUUUUCUCAAUACUAAGCAGUGCUUGAGUGUGAACCAGCAUCAUUUUGGCGGAAAAACGUGAUAGCGGUCGUCAUUCUACUAUGAAUUUAGUGAGAAUGUCGUAGUGGCAGAAAUGAGUUAUCAAAUGUUAGAAGUUUUAUCAUUUUGUGAUCAGGAGAGGGCUUAACCUCCUUUAAUAUAGAUAACAGUGCUAACUUUUCUAAUGAAAAAAAGUACAACGGAGCUUUCUGUGGUGUCCAUUUUUUGAGAAUACAUGACAGGGUGCAAAGAAAUUCAUUUUUACAGCUUGCCAUUCAGGCAAGCUGAAGCUAGAAUUUACUAGCCCAGACGUCAUUUCAACUAACUCGAAAAGCUUUUUGACAAGCGGAAUUGAUUUCACAGUUCGUCUGUUAUUCGAAUUCCUCAAAAAACAUCACUUGCCCAUGGGGCAAGUUAAAAACAGAAUUCACUAGCCCGAUAGUAAAAUCCACUAGCCCCGGGCUAUCGGACACUACUUUCUUUGCCCGCUGCAUGAAAAAAGUUUAAGUAAAAUCUUGUACUCAUAGUCUUUCUCAUCCUUGAAUCUAAAGCCCUCUAUUGUUGCACCUUUUGAACAGUGUUUUAAAGCUCUUAUCUAUUGAAAUGGGUACCUGGGGCAUUAUCCAGACGAGUUAACCUGUCAUCAAAAUGUGGGUGCCUUUUUGCAGAGGUGAAACUUGUUUCAUUCAGACUGUGUGUCAUUGCAGUGAUGUUGCAAAAAUCAGGAUAUGCAAACCUCUCUUGCCCAAAUAAAACUAUGUAAGGAUCCUUGUGGGAAAUUAUUACCUGACAGGAAACUGCAGAAAUUGGGGAAAAAAUUUAUACACUCCAGCAAUGACAAGGACAGCUGAACCUCACUAACAAUGAACUACCAUACAAACUACCGCUUACACGCUGUAUAGGCUCGCCCAUUUAUAAGUCUCCCCCUCACUUAUAAGCCCCCACCCCCCAAUUAGUCCAUCUACCUACAAGCAAAAAAUACAUUGGAUUAUACCCCCCCUUCAUUUAUUAGCCCCUCUAGAUUAAUUUAUUGAAAUAAAUUUGAUUAUUUAAGACAUUUUGGAGCUUAAUUAAAAACCAAUAAGUGCAAAAUGUUUUUAUUUUGUCAGUUCUGCUAUACAUGUAGCUUCCAUUGGCGCUUUUUCUUUUCCAGUUAUGAGCCCCUUUAGGAUAUGAGCCCCUCCAUUUAUAAGUCCUCCUAAAACCUGUUCCAGAGAUGUAUAAGCAGCCCAGGGUUUAUCGUACUCAGAGAAUUGCAUUUUGCUAAUUAAAAAACAGAAAAGGAAUAUUGCUGACCUGUAACAGAAAUUUCAAGUAGUGGAACAUACCAUACGUCCUUUCUCUAACCCUUUCCAAUACCACCUGACUGUAUACCCUCCUUACAAGGCCCACGAAAGCUAUAUAUAAUAAUUGAUUUAAAAUGUCUUCCAAUUCUUUGCAGGCUACUGUUGAACAUUUGAUGUCCAUAGUAGUGUUAGUGAAUGAGAAGUUCAGACAAGGUGUCCCUCCUUGGGAGGUAUUUAAUAAAAUUUUGAAUUAGUUUAUCCUAAAAAAAAAAUCCUUUAACAUGCAAAUUUGCAAGGUACAAAGCAAGUCUAUGUUUGGCUGCAUUUAAGAAAUCACUGGAUUUCCAGACCUGUAUCCAAGUGGGUUAUCAUAGGAACACUAAUUCUUUUCCAUAGCUUUUCCAUGAAGCUGUUCAUGAUAAACACUGCUUAGGAGUAAGCAUUGGCUUGAAACUCAGUGUUUUUAGGAAAAACAUGUAUCUAAUUUUUUAAAAAAUCAUCGCACCUUUAAGUACUGUUUAAAAACGAGCAGUAGUGUAUUAUCAGGUUUAAAAACUUGAGGUGAAAUCUCUGAUAUAAAUCAACCUAUUCUUGCACUAAUAAUUUUAGAUUUUGGGUUACUUUGGUCUAAAAAUUUGGACAUAAAGUUUAGCCACGUCUUUAUCGGAUAUAAAGACACUCAUUAAACAUUAAUUUCUUUUUUUUCCUUUAUAAAUUAUUAAUGAUUUUUUGAAUUUGUAGUGGCUGAUUGAUUGUAACUGUUUAUUUUUAAUUGUUAUACCUUACAUGUAACAUGAGAGUUUCAUGUGAAGGUACUUUUUUAUAAAAUAAUUGUUAUAUAACAAAAUUAUCAUUUUACCCUUUGUUUAGUCAUUCAAGCAACAUCCAGAACAGUUUCAUGGAUUUUUUCAACGCAUCAUGGACAUGAGCUUGGCUGAUGAGGAGGUAUGUACUAUUUUGAACCAGUCAUGAUUGUUUGCAUGGUCGAAUCAGAAAUGGGAUGGUUGGUUAUACCAGAAAGAGAAAAGAAACUCUUAUUAUCAUGUUACAGGCUAAAUUUUACAUAUAUAUACAUGUAAUUAAUACAUGUAUUGCUAAAUUUUUUUAUAUUUUAUUUAUUGUUUAUGUUUCAGUUAAUUUAUAUUUUUUUACUGCAGUUGAUUUUUAAUUGUUUUUAAAUUUAAUUGUAUGUUUGCUAAUGAAUUUGAAAUGGUACCAUCUGUACAGUGUAACCAAUUGAUCAAACAGCAGCUUUGUAAGAAAAUUGAAAGUAAUUUUAGAUCGCUUAUAGGAAAGUGAACAAUGUAGUUUAAGAUAUCAAUAUUUUAUUGGAUCUAAAUGUGUUGCUCCCACAUCUCCGUCUGCCAAAUCAUAAUCAGGAUGUUCAAGUUGUCUAGUUGAUUGUCUUGUUUACUGUUAUUUUUUCCUUCAGAUUCUGUCAAUUAGAGAACAGUCAGUCAUCUUGGUGUUGUUGAUCCAUUGCUUUAACAGUUUGGUAUGUCACUGUCCUUCAUAAAUAUUCUACAUGCAUUAAUGAAACAACAUCUGAACGCACUAAAGAUCUCAAAACCGGACCCUAGAUAUUUUUUUUGUUUAAUUGUGCAGUGAGGACAUACCAUUCAGAUUGUUACUACUCUAUUCAGCCUACAUGUUGUCAAGAAUUAAGUAUUUUUUAUUUGCUUGGAGAUAAAAAUAAGCAUAGCUCAAGUUUAAGAUCUAAUCAAGCCCUCUGAUUAAGUACAAAAAUCAAUAAAAUUAAUAUACAUGUGUUAGGAAAUUUUGCCCAGGUUGGUGGGGGGUUCAAGGUGGUCACAUUAUGCAACAACAUUAAAUAUUUCAGAGAUUCUGCAUUAAAUAAUUUAUGUUUCCAAUGUUAAAUGGCCUCAAAUGAGCACUAACAUCUGUUGCAGUUUUUUUGUUUUUUCAGAUUACGCAUUUUUUCAUUAAUUUUGAAAUUUUUGUAAAAUAAUAAUGUGAUCGAUUUGGUUUCAGAUCAAUCAUUACUUGCAAAAUUGUGCCAUUGUAUAAUGUCAGGUCUUGAGUAAUAUUCAGUGAUCUCUGAUAUUUUAUCUUACAGAACGUAUUGGUGAGGGAACAUGUACGGUAGUUAACGCGUUUUUCAUAAUUUUCAGGAAAUGGAUCUGAUCAGAGAACAACUUCAGCACUUGGUGUCUCUACCAAUGUGGAUUUGUCUCCUUCCAGUAUGUGCUUUUUUAAGUUCAAAUAAGAUUGCACAGUUGAUUUAAAACUGUGGCGAAAUCCUUAGACUGUUUGCAAUCCCCAUUUUCUUUUUAAUUGUUGAGAUCGAUCCUCAAGUUGAGGGGAACGUGUGUAGGAAAGUAAACGUAAGAGAGGGAGAGAGAAGGCAAGCUGACAGUAGGGAUUUAGAGUGGGAUCGUGUUUGCUAUUACGUGUACAUCAAGAUAGGCGUCUUCCUAUCAUAUCAAGUCGCACAGAAAACUAAUAGGAACAUGUGAACAGUCUAAGCAGUUUCUCUGAUGUUUAGCUAAUAAGUAUUGAUUCAUUGGCUUCAUUAGGGUGCAUCUACUGGCGAUGAACGGGAUUUUUUAUUUGAACUCAGAUCGCUUCAAUUUUAAUUGCCUUGAUUUUCGCUCUACCUGUCCGCUGACAGCCAUGUAUGUGUCAGAAUCAAUGUUUCCUGUUUUAUUCUGAUAAAAGUUAACACUUUUCCUAUUAUGAUUACGUACAGUACCUGGUCAAAUGUGCAUUAUUCUGCAGUUUGCUAUGCACUACUGGUAUAACUUGUGUGCAUAAUUGUAGUUGUCAAGCAGAUUUUUGUGAAAUUUAUAGUGGCGUAAUAUUAUUUCUUAUAAUGAAAAUAUAUAUAUUUAUUAUACUCUAGGAGCGCCUAGAACAGGAAUUAAAAAGUGUUCCAAAGUACAGGAAGUACUGGAAUCACAUUAAGAAAAAAGAGGGACAGGCAGAUGAAGAUGUCAAAACAAGGUAAGCGUUACUCGAGAGUAAUGUAGAGUACAAAGCUAUUGUUAUACUGUUAAUGUAAGUUGAAUUGUGAAUGAAGACAAAUAGGACAAUCAAAUAACACUCAAGCAACCAAGUAAAGAAGAAGAGUCCUGCACUACUUGUCAAAAAUACAUGUCCUAAUACAUGUAAGUCUUAAAUCUCCCCCCCCCUACCUCAGGUGUGUGUGUGUGGGGCGGGGGGUGAGGGCUACUAUAGGUCUGUUUGGAACCCUUGGGUAAUACCGACCAUGUUCAAUUGCAAUUUUAGUAUGUUAGUCUAGUCUUAGUUUCAAGGAUCCUUACCCCAUCCUAAACUGCGCUGCUGACGAAACGAAGCACUAACGGUGGUUAAGUUAAUAACCGAGGUUUGUUUACGUCUGUGACGCAGACUAACCCUAUCACUGACAAACUAUGAACCAGGAACUUCAAUUCUUCAAACCACUGAAUAUUGUUCCGUAUGAUACCCCAUUCUAGACUAAAAUCCUCUUAUUCUACACCUUAUCUUAGUGAGUGUGAAUGUUGGGUUAUGGAGGAGCAAUACCUCAUUACCUUCCAUGUCCUGUUACUUUACCACAGCUUUAGGUCCCAGAUAGUUCUAUCCAAGGUUUGAACAACCAGGGCCAGGUUUAUACACGUAGAAUGUAAUUCGAUAAAACAAUGACUUGUUGUGCACAACAGUAAAUGCAUGACGUUGCUGACAGUGCUUGUUUCUCGUUUCUAGAAAGGAAAAAGAGAGGAAGUACUUGUCUAAUCUUGUACAAAAGUUUCUCAAAAUAUUAGAAUCUAUUCCAGAAACAGGUAAUUAAUUUUACUACGUACUUCCUGGAAGAAGCUUUUGAAGGUUGUUGAGGAGGCAGCAUGGCCGAGCGGUUAGAGCGCUGGACUGGCAAUUCGGAGGCCCCAAGUUUAAGUCCCACCCUGACUGCUCGCUGGAUUUGUUCACGGUAGUCCCGAGUUCAAAUCCUCGACAACGCUGAUAAAUGGCCAUCUGCUUUGCCUCCUACCAGUUGGGAUUCUUAACCCCAUUGUGUUUGAGUUAAAUUAUUUGUUUCAUGAAUUUGCCCGGCCCCACUAGCACCAGUGCUAUAAAUGCUGUCGAGGGUACCGAAAUAACGGAUUUUUUAAAAAUUAAAAUACAACGGUGGAAACAUAUAUUUGAAAUGAAACCGCCGCACGGUUAGCUCAGCUGGGCCAUGGGAGAGCGCCGGUAUGCUCAGCGGGGGAUCGUGGGUUCAAAUUCCGGCCGGUUCAACGACCAGGGUCUUUAAACAAACUGGUGAGACAGAUGAUCGUGUCAUUGGUGGGGGUUGGGGGGGUGGGACGUUAGCCCGUUGGCCUUGUAUUUUUCAUCCUUCUUUCAUUAGGUAAAUCGAAGAGGAAAGGGGGGGGGGGGUAAAAGAACCCAUACUAGUGUUGGAAAUGAGUACAGGAAGUUUCCCCGGUGGUGUUGUUUACCUUUCACGCAUCAUUCAUGUCAUGGUCUAUGGGUGGGUUACAGUGAGCUCAUAAAUGGACUGAUAACGGCUGCCAGUGGCGCCCUUGCAUGCUGAGGUCCAAGCUUACUGUUAACGUGUUAAUACUGUAAUGUAAAGAGGCCGCACAUUGUUGUAUUCUAAUCCACGACAUUCCAUUCCAUUCCCAACAUUAUAAGCCAAAGAUUUCAAAUAGUGUUAGGUGAACCAGUUGGUUCCCUUAUACAAACGUGAAAAAGAAUUCAUGCUAAGGAUUCUAUUCGCUUUGUACUCAGAGUGACAAACCUUUCCUGUAUAAAAAUAAUUGCAUGCAAUGAGUUUUUAUUCAUCGUCAGUUUAGUGAAUGCGAUAACACAACAGAAACUGGUAGAAAUGAACUUGUGUUUUGUUUUGUUUUAAAGCGUAACUCAAAUAGUUACCAACAGUUUAUGACAAAAGAAUGUUUUAAUAAUUGCAGGAACUGUUGACAUGGAGAAAGCUCACUACUGCGAGAGGUUUUUAGAACUCAUGGUUGACUUAGAGGUAACUUACCACGUUUGCAAUAGUUAAAACAACCUAGUUUUAGGGGAGAUCUUGUUCUUGCUCAAAUCUUUUUACCCUUUCUGCUUCGUAACAGGAAGUCUUCAGUCAGCAUUCUUUAGUUAGAGGACUUAACAAAUUCCCCUAAUGUAGGAUUUUGUUUGCAAACUCAGUAUAACUCUUCCCGUAAGUGCAACAAGGAAACUCAAACAUAUAACAUCCAUGGAAUACUGAUAGCAUUCACUGUACUCUACUUUUACAUGCAAUUUAUUUUCUAAAGUGACAUGUCACAAAUCUAGGAUAAUCCUUAAAGUAUUUCAUUCAUUUUGUCGCGCAACAGCUAGUAGGGAUUGUUCGUAGUGACAACAGGAAAGUCGCGCCCGAAUUUCUCCUCUCCUUUUCUCGCGCGCCUGAGUUUCCCUUCCCUUUGGUGUUCUUACGCGUCCGAAUUUCUCCUUUCAAAUCGAUGUUUUCACACGCCCGAUUCUCCUCUUUCCCCCUCUUGUUCCCACGCGCCCAAGUUUUCUUUCCCCUUGGUGUUCUUGCGCGCCCGAAUCUCUCCUUUCAAAUUGCUGUUCUCUCGCGCUCGAUUUUCGUCUUUCCCCUUCGCCGUGUUCUCGUGCACCCUGUUUACCUCUUUUCUCGUCAAGUUCUUGGGCGACCGAUUAUCCUGUUUUUCCCUCGGUGUUUUGGCGCCCCUGAUUUCCCACUUCUCUUGAGUGUUCACGCCUGCCCUAAUUUCUCCUCUCUUGUUAGUGUUACCGCGCGCCUGGGUUUCGCUUCCCCGUGGUGUUCCCGUGUGGCCCAAUUUGUCUUUUACCGUUAGUAUUCCCGCGCGUCGGAUUUACCCCUUUUCCCUUCGUGUUCGUGCGUGCGCUAAUUUCACCUUUCCCUUGGUGAUUUUCCCUUUCCUUUUUUUGUUCUCGUGUGCAUGCUACUUUCCUUCCUUCUUCGCGGCGCUUUUCUUCCUAGCGUUUUCCCGUGCCCGAUUUUCCUCUUUUUUAGAUGCGUGUCACGCUUGCUUCGCGGUUAACAAAUGUUAACGUACAGUUCCAAUAUUCUUCGAUGAAUUACAGUAAUUAUAGCGAGUACACAUUCUAAAUGUUCGUUCACUUAUUUAUGUAGGCCUUGUUGCCAACGAGAAGAUUCUUUAAUACAUUAGUUGAUGAUCAUCAUCUUGUGGUAAGUUAAAAUUAUACACAUUGCUUAUUUUUAUGUCCUUGCGUUUGGAAGUUAUCUCCGAGUAACUUUAUUUUUCAUUCGGUAUCGAGUUGAGACUGUUUCAGUACCGUAAAUCCUCUAUUAAGUCCCCCCAUAAGCCCCUCGCUCUUAUAAGCCCCCCUUUUCAGGGGAAGAAAGAAAAUAAGACCCCCUCCUCUCUUUUAAGCCCCCCUCCAAUUCUCCAUUAUUGUUAUUCACAAAUAAAAGAUUGACUGUAUUGAUCAACUUCGACUGUAAAACUUUGUGUGGACUGAUCCGGGAUGGUUUAUUCCCCAACUGGAUGUUCGGAUUUGUUCUUGAUCCUCGGCUGCAUGACCUUCAACUUAUUGUACUGAGCUUUUCCACUUUUUAUUCUAGUUCUCUAUGUAGAACUGGUACCAUUGCCUUUGCCAAAUUAAAUAAGCCCCCCGCCUCCCUCUCGCAAAUAAGCCCUCCGUCUCUGUUACGCCCCUCUCAAGUGUGCUUGAAACUGAAAUAAAUCCCCCGAAGGGUUUAAUAGAGUGUUUGCGGUAUAUCUUGCACUUUGCAGGUCAAGUGCCAUCUUUCAGCAUUGGUAAAAAGGGAGUCAGAAGGAAGAUUAUUUAAACAAGUGAGUAAAGAAAAUGAUCAACAAACUGCACGCACAACUAUACGCUGAAAUCUUGGACAGAAUAAAAUGAAACAGCAAACCUCAUUCCCCCGAAAUCAAGGAAGCCGCGCGAAACCCAAAACGCACCAUUUUCCCUUCCCUGAUGUGGGCAGAAGGAGUGGGGGGUCUAACGUUUCAAUCUAUUUUGUCCAGGAGUGUGUGUGCAAUGUACAGUACAUACCACGCGGUGAUUGCAGGAAUUACACGCGUGUAAAUUGCGUGCAACAUGGCGGAUUAAUGUCCCCUCGUCCCCCCCCCGCUUCCAUAACACACACACACUUGUAUGUAGGCCUGUUUGCCGCGUUUGAGAUGUGGAAGCCCAAUGUAAUUCUGUGUACUUCUUUCCAACAGUUAUUGGACAUGCUGAAAUUCUACACUGGCUUUGAAAUCAAUGAUGUUACGGGUAAGAACUUGGUGUACAAAUGUGCUUCGGUCUGUGUAUUUCACUCUUCCAUCCUUCAUAUAAGCUGUUCAUAACCGUCUGUUUUCCCGUAUUGGUAUUCGAUGGACUAAGCAUAAAUGCUUAGUCGCUCAUGACGUCAAACAUUUUUAUUAUUCACAGGCAUGGCGUUGACAGAUCAUGAGAUGGUAGACAUCCAUUACAGCAAAAUGGCUUCUCUCCAGGUGCUUUAAAUUGAUUGUUUGUUCAGCUCUCUUUAAGGAAACUGCGCUCUUGUUGGUCUGCUGUCUCGGUAGCAGACCUGGGCCUUUUCCUUGAAAGAUGGUUAAGAUUAAUCCAUGGUUAAGCUAAAUUUGGGACUAACAUGUGGUAUUAGCUAUUAGGAAGUUCUGCUUGAGAACGAGUCAGUAUUUUAGCGAAUAGGCCAUUUCCAAUUUCACCUGGGCCUCUGUAUCAAAACGAGGUUAAGUGCUCGGCCUUUGAUAUGGAAAUGAUUUUUCAUUCUCAUGCAAACAAAACUCAUUUUCACAGAAAGGUUGUGCACUUGGCCUCAUUUUGAAUGUGAGGAUUUUUGGAACUCGGAAGUGGCCUAUUGCACUAUGCGACUGUUUUGUAUAGGUUAUCGCUUCUUUUAUUGGCUCUUACGAGGUUGCACUGGAAGCUAAGUUUAAAUUUUUCCCUCAAAACAGUCCCAUAGUGCAAUUCGACGAUAUACCGCCCCAGUCUCACUCGCGACCACAAAAUGGCCAGUGUCCUUUUUGAGGCCAAAACUUCGAACGUUUAAUCUACUUUGUACUCUGUUUAUGUGCUUUCCCUUUCCUCUAAACAGUGUCCUUACCAUUCCAUGCUAGCAGAGGCCACUCACGGUAAGAGAAAAAUGAGAGGAAAGAUGGAGACCUGUGCCGUUCUCCCGAUGCAUUCUUGCGUGUAGCCUCCGACCAGAUUUGUGUUCAAAACUUACUUGUUUUCAAGAGUGGUUUUGUUUCAUGUGGAAUGCGCUUGUUUUGUUGGAAAUUUCUGAGGCCACAGUUGUUAUUGCGCAAACCGGUUCUGUAAGAUAAGUCGCUCAUGACUAAAACGUCCUUUGCUGGUAAAGGCUGGUUUUCACUAGCGACGAAGUCGGAGUCGUAAUCAGAAGCAUAGAGCUUAUGAUCUAGUGAAAACAGCGUUCUGAUUCCGACUUACGACUCCGAUUUUUGAUUUUCACUAGGUCAUAAGCGCUCUUACGACGCCUCUAACGACUCCAACUCCGACUCCGUCGCUGGUGAAAACCAGCCUUAAGGAAACGCCAGAGCAUUCGCAAUAGGAGAAGCGUAUGGGGCUGGCAGAGUUCUCUCUCUUUCAUCUCCGUUUUCUCUCAAGAGACCUCAGCUAGCAGGGAAUCCUCACCAGAAUAGUUUACAGCAUAAUUUACAUUUUACCUGUUGUAUUCUUACAAUGUUUUAGCGAGCUGUGUUCAAGUAUUUUCCUGAGCUGCACGGCUUUGCCAUGAGUAACAUAGCCAGUAUAGACACAAGGGAGGCUCUGUUGCAACAUUUUGGGUCUCUUUCGUAAGUAUCUACCUUAAAGGUAUUGUGCCUAAUGAGAUAAGUAGACUCUGGACUCCAAAAUGUUUAUUUCGUGCUUAUUUGAGUUUGUUUUGCUACAGAAAUAAAACUCUCCAUGAAGUAGCGUCAUAUCUGAAGCUGUUGCCAGCCCCUGAUGUUGCUGGUGUGGAGGCAAACCGAGAAUUUCUCUUGGAAAUGCUGGUAAGGAUUACUGCAUUGGGUGCCCUGUGAUUGAGCGCUGGAAUAAGAAACCUCCAAAAUAUUGAGAGGUGCCGUCCUCGGUUGGAACAAGCGCUUCACCCUGAGAAAGGUUUCUUUAAUACAUGUAUUUUCGUAUCCUGAGAUAGCCUGUGCCAGGCUCUGAGAUGGUAGGGACGUCCCGAAAAUGACACUAUAGGCCCAGGCCCUUGGACACCUUAUGAAGUUUACGCAACGUGGUAUUCCUUAUCGCUUCGGUUUCGAGCACUGCUUAUAGUGAUUUGGGUUAGGCAAUACCGAUUAGGGUUAAAGCACUGAAAAUAGUGAUUAGGGUUAAGCACUGACUCGAAACGGUUGGCUUCUAUUUAGGGUUAGGGUUGUUGCUAUAUACCUUAAAUCAAACCAAUCCUCGCCAGGUUAUUCUCAGUGGCGUAAAUGGUAAUGAUGUAGGUGAUGGACUGCAGACAGUACGCUCCAGGUUCGAUUCUUACUCAGCCUCCUCUGACUGUUUUCCCUAAAAAAUUGAAGAGACUUACACUUUCAUGAACAUUUGCUGAGCAGAAAUUUCAAGGGACUUUCGUCUAAGUGUAGUGUGGAGGCAAUAAAGAAUACUACGUUGUGUAAAGUUCAAAUAGUGUCCAAUGGCCUUUCGACGGAUGUUAUUGAGUGUCUUGUCUCCUCGCAAAGGAACUAGUGAUGGCGUCGCGAAAUGUCGGCUGUUUUCUUAGGCCAGUAUUUCUUCCACCGACUCAGACUCCUGAGCCACGUCCCUUUAAAUACUUUUGCAAUAGCCAACUUCGUUGUGGAGAGAUAUGAGGGCUGUUUGAACUGUUUAUUUUGAUUUCGUUCUUUUGGAAUACUCUUCGUAUUUUCUGCUUUUUUAAAAAUAUUUCUAGGUGUCAAGACAUGAGCGUCGGCUAUCCCAAAUUGAUGCCAUCAACGAAAUGCCACUUUAUCCUACAGAACAGGUACAACAAAUUUGUCUCUAAUGAAAAAAAACCUUUAUUUUACAUAGUGCGUAGUUUAUUACUUCCAGUUCUGCUAGCGAACGACUGGCGAAGUAGCUUGUUACAGAGAUCUCCAAACUGGAGCGUUAAGCUAGCGUCAACAGAAAUUUUGAAUUUCCAACUUAGUUCAGUCUACUAGCAAAGCGAGCAUAGCCCUCGUUCCUUCCUGUCGCAGGUAAGGAUUAAGAAUGGUAGCACUAUAGGAUUUCUCAGUUGUACCCUAGAUGUCAGAGGUCCUCUUGCUUAAAAGCACUGAGAAGCGUAAAGAGCGUAGAUUGUGUUGCGACUCGCUUUCGCGGCUUUCGCGGCUUUCGCGGCUUCACCCCCAAAAGAGAGGAAAAACGUUUGGCACCCAGAGUAUUGACAGGGCUCGUGCAGGUCAUGGAAAACCUGGAAAAUCAUGGAAUUUAAUUGUCGGUCAUGGAAAGUCGUGGAAAAUCAAAGUUGUGUUAGAUAGAUUAGAUACUGCGGAUGUUAAAGCGUGGACAAUGUGAAAAAGAGACUCGAGUAAUUAAAUGGCGACGAUUUUAGUGGACACAAAAGUUUUUGUCGGUUGAUCUGAGUUAGGUAAAAAAAAUACCCUUAAACAAGAAUAGUUUUAAAAUAUUCGAAGGUGACAGCUAAGUUCCUAAGGUCAUGGAAACCUCGAAAAGGUCAUGGAAAAAGUCAUGGAAACUGAAGAGCUCGAAAGAGUGCGAACCCUAUUUGUAUAUACUUGUAGUACUUUUAUACUUAUCUCUGACCUAACUCCAACACCCUUCAUAUUCUAACACAAUCCUAAAUUCAUUACCUUCUCUUUCCAGAUUUUGUGGGAUGAAAACAUCGUUCCAACAGAAUAUUAUUCCUCGGAAGGUAUUUGAUAUUAUGGAUUGAUAUAUCUAUUUUUUCACGGUUUUCGUCUUGUUUAUGCUCCGGUUUUUUUUUUUUUUGCUUUCUGCAGACACCCUGGCUCUUCCCAAGCUUAACUUACAGUUUCUGACUUUACAUGAUUAUCUUCUGAGGAAUCUGAAUCUCUUCAGGCUGGAAUCUACGUGUAUGUAAAAGAUACUUUAUAGUUUGUAGUAUACUGUAUACUUAGAAAAUAUUUUUUUUUACGGUAUAUUUUUAGAUCUUUAAUUGUAAGGCGCAUUUGAAAACUGUAUAGUUGAAUUUGCGCGGUGUAAAUAAAUGUUAUUAUUAUGUUAUUAUUAUAAAUACCUUGCCCAAAGUAACAGAGUACCACUGGAACGUGGUGGUUGGUACCGUUCAUUUGAAUAAUCGCAAUGAAGAAUUUCUUACACAGACUGAAGAGUUAGAUCACAGGAAAUUACUGCUAAGUAGCUUUGAUUUUUAUUGGUAACGUUGUAGAGUUUCAGGCGCGGAUCUAGGAUAAAUACUAACCGAUUUCCUAAACGAGCGCCGCGGGCGCAAGCUUCUAGGGGGAUCGGGGGGCCUGCUCCCCCGGGAACUGUUUUACGUUUUUCAGUUAAAACUCCCUAAAGUCCCCUUUCCUGGGUUUCCGAGUCUUUCUGGCAGUAUAUUGGCCGGUUUCAUCCACCUUGGAUGAAGCGUUGCAACUUGGAAAGUUUUUUUUUAAUUGAUUUAAAAUAUAUCUUUUAUGAAAAAUCUGAGCGCGCGAUUUCCGUAAAACGGUGGAAACCGGUGGAUCUGCGCCUGAGUUUCAUUCUUAGACCCUAAACCUGAAACCACACAUCAUGACAGUACAAAAAGUUUGUCUGUGAGAUCACCAUGUAGAUGAGAUGGUUAUCACUUUGGCACAUUGUAAGGAUCCCCGAAAUAUUCACUAUAUUUACGUUUGCUCAACAGAUGAAAUUCGUCAGGACAUGGAAGAUGUAAUCGCAAGAAUGAGACCCUGGUAUAUCAAAAACGAAUUUAGAUUUGCUAUUGUUGAUGUGUAAGGUUCAAUAUGAGCUACAGUAUAGCCUGUGUACAGCCACUCCUUCGCCUCAUACAAAACCGACUUUGUUUGAGGGGAGGGAGCGGCUGUACACGGGCUAUAUGAGGUAUAAUCAGAUGGAAACUGCACUUUGGGGGAGGGAGGGAGGGUUGAAGACCACGGUUUUACACGAUACAAUUUUGUUAGCGUGAUUUUUCGGGCAAGCGUGUUGUUCGCCCUACCCCUUAUCGGGCUGAUCUUUCUCUCUAAAGGAAAACGCCCAGAUAAAAACUUUAGCUCAAACAUUUUUAAGGCAAAGUUUACCAAAUGCUCAAGGUCCAAACACUUGACUUACAUUGGUGCUUAGCAUUCGCUGAAAUAGAUCGGAACUCUUCAAUAACGAUCAUAUCAAUAACAUAUAUUUUGUUUCUUAAUAGGCAAAACGAAGUGGGACAAACAGAGUUUGCUGGAUGGGCAAGAAUGGGCACUGUAAGGCUUAAACGUUCUGAUUUUUAAUCUGCGGCGUAGCUUAAACUUGCUCAACAUUCUGUAAAGAGCAGCUUAGAAACUACGUCACCUAGAGAGUGCGGGCAUAAUUUUAUGCAAAUUAGACAGAUUACCGUAUUUAUUCGAAUAAGCGCCCAACCUCGAAUUAGCGCCCACCUCGAAUAAGCUCCCAUCCUAAAGGCAGAAAAAGUUAGUAAGCGCCCACCCCCUCCCCUUUCCACUUAAACUCAAAUAAGCACCCACAACCAAAACCAACCCCUUCCCCCUUCCACCCCCAAAAAAUAAGCACUAAUAAGAGACUUCCCCGAAGAUGGAGUUUUCUUCGGAGUGUUUUACAGAAACCUUGCUUUGUUACAUCUUCGCGUUUUUUUAUUACCAUUUAUUGUUUUGUUGCAAAAUAAACAUACUACGCUUGCUGAAAAUGGUGAAAAUUUAAUACACGCCCAGCCUUGAAUAAGCGCCCACUCUCAAGGUCCAAAAAUUAAAUAAGCGCCCAGGGCGGUUAAUCGAGUAAAUACGGUAUUCACUUUCCAUGUAUAGGAGACGUACCUUAGUUGCCGUCGUGUUGUUUCUUUAUUUAGAGAAGAAAUUUCGCUCCACUUUGUCUCUCUUCACCCAGUUGCAUGAUAUAAGCGGAAAGUUUAAUGAAAAUAUAAAGUUAAUCUGGAACUCAACUCUCUUUUUAAACCUCUGUCCAUGUUGGUUCACAGAUCAAAGCGGAACAUUUCAUUCGUUUCUGUUCUUCUUCGUUCCUUAUUCAAAUUAAACAAGCUUUUGUUUUCUUUUUCUCCUUCUUUACUAGAAAAUUAUCAAUUUCAGUGUAAUUGAGGUAGGUGAAAUUAUCUUUUAUAUGACUGUCAAUUAUUUUCUCGUCACGCAAUGAACUACGUAAAGCGAGCCAUGAAGACUAUCAUAAAUCGAUUCGAGGUAGACAUAAGUUUGUACCCUGCCCGAUUUCGGAAAAAAAAAAUUUGUUUAGCGGAACUGCCAGGGCAAGCUGGUGAAUAAGCGAGGAAAAGUGACAAGUUUCUUUUUUCUUGUCCUAUUCUUCUCGUCGGCUCGCGGUUGUGGCCCCGCGCCAAAAUUUCUCCACGCCCAAUUGAGCCUGCUCGCAGGCUAAAAAGUUUGCCGCUUUUUUCAUUGCGUGGUAACGUGAUCUUUAACGCGAAUAAACUUUAAAUUCCAUUUAUGUUAUCAGGUGUCAAAGCCUAAUAUCGGUGAAACACGCCCAUCUCGGGUGCGAGCUGAUGUCACCAUCAACUUGAACAUGAGAGACAUUGUGAAAGGAGAGUGGGAAGGUGCGAUUAUACUUUGUUUGACUUUUUUUACUUUAAAUAAAAGAAAUAAGUUAGUCUGUGUGAUCUAAUGGGUGACCAAUAAAAUUAAGAAAUAAUUUCACGCGCAAAACGCAAGUGAAAUUAUUUCCUGGUUUCACAAGUAUGCCGUUUGAUUAGCUAUUGAUAUCAUGACUGACAAAAGCGGUGUGAUAUUGCUCAAACUCAAACUGUGAAUUGAUUAGUUAAGUAAUGAAUUAAUUGAUCAGUUGAUUAAAAAAAUGAUAACAAGUUUAAAUAGGUUUUUCUUGUUGUUGUUAGCCUUAAGGAAACACGAUGUGGUAUUUCUGGUCACCGUUCGUCCAAAUCAGAAUGGGCCCAUCAAAUAUGACCGCACAAAACCGUUUAGGGAACAGGUAUGACAAAUAUUUUAAAUAGUGAAUAAUCUAUUGAACGUGAUUCUGUGACUGGGUAAGUAGUCACUUCUCUAACAACUAUGAGGUUAAGCAUUUACCACCAUUAUAGCUUCAACAUCAAGACUGCCAGAAAGCUCUCUCUUGGUCCUGGUCUUUCGGUAUCCGGGGGAGGGGGGGCGGUGGUUGGUACGUUUGGCAGAAAUAAAUAGUGAUUUCCUUAGCAAAUGUGUGACCAGCAGUAACGUCCUUUCACCAAACAUGAAAACAUGUAUAGGGAGGACGUCGUGGUUGGCGUGCUCAGUAGCGGGGAGAACAAGAUCAACACGUUGAUUUAUAGAAGAAACCCGACUGCAAUCCUGCCUCCUCCUCAGGCGCGUCGAGUUUCGCACUUUCGUCUUAAACAAAGGCGAGCGCGAAACGCAAGUGACUGGUGACGAAGCGCAAGCGGGGACCUCGCGCAAAUUCACAUCGAGAGAGAGACGUCUUAGAACAAGGCAGAACCGCGAAUCUUUGACAUGCAAUCUUUCCCUUUUCUUGUAUCCCAUCCCCGAGGCGGGUUUAUUUACGCGCAGUUUGUAAAUAAUAAUUCAAAUUUAAAUUUUUACAAUAACUGAGUGGUUUCUCACUGAAUGGUCGAUAAGAGUACAGACCAUGGAAAUGAAGUGAUAGUUGCGCAAUUUCAUUUGCUUUUUUCUUGCUCGCGAUUUUCUGCGAAAGUUCAACGGAAAUGGACGUCAAAAACUCCUAAUAUUAUUGUAGAAAAAGAAAUCGAAAACAAUUUUCAUGGUCUGUACUCUUACCGACCAUAAGGGUAAAAAACUUUGCAAUGAAACCACUCGCCUUGAGUUUUGAACAUUUUGACGUCAUUUCUAUGGUCCUUAAGAGUACAGACCAUAAAAAACUGUUGUCGAUUUGUUAAAUUUUGUAUCAGAUGUUUUGCCCGCAGUUUUGGGAAAGACAACAUGGCGAUAUUGAUCCAAAAACCGGCUCGACCAAUAGCAGAGCGACAAAUUAAACACCGGAAGUCGGGCUUAGUUCUUUCCCGCGCGCUUUCUCAUUCUUAUCUGACUUUGCGUUGUCUUUACUAAAUCUGUCCAUAAAGUGAUGCAGUCAACUCCCUCUAAGACGGACCUCUUAAGGGUGGGCACGUAGUAUCCGUCUUAGAGAGAUUUCUGUCUUGAGAGAGUCAAACAGAGGCAGUAAAGAAAGGCGAUGACCAGCUCUAAGUGUCCGUUUCACCAAAAUGUCCGUCUUUAUAGACGUGUCCGUUGAGUGAGAGUUGGUAGUAUAAUCAACUUUGUAGAGAACUUCUGUGUGAAUGUAUUGAUUCUUGAUUGUAGUUUGGAGUUGACUAUGUGCGCGGGGCUGAAAUAGAAGGGAUGUUGGACGAACAAGGAAAAGUCAUCGAAGAAGGUGCGAAGAACAUAUGUUAAAAUCGAUCAAAUGUUGUAGGUUUCUCACUGCCCUUUAUUAAGAAGGGGUAAAUAACGAGCUUUUACUGAGGGGUGUUUUAAUGCUUUUGUUUUUGUUUUUGUGAUUUUAAGUAUUCCUUGCUAAUCUCCAUCUCCAUCCUUUGUUAUGUCCUGCCUGUGAACGUCUGCGUUUUUAAUUUAUGUUACAUACGGGAGCUUAAGCAGCGACGACUGCGGACGGCAACGGCAACGAGAGCGGCUAAAAAGCAUUAGGUUAAGAUUGGCAAAACAACAACUCUACACGUGCAUCGUGCUUUUCUGUACAUUUCUUUGCCAUGACUGCAAGACUACGACAUUAAAUUCCUAAUUUUACGUUUUCACGGAGGACGGGAUCACAUGACAACGUUUUUCUUUUUCUUUUUGUGAACUUAGAUACACUUCUUUAGAAUUCAACUCCUGAAAAAAUCGCCAACAUUUCACAAAUUAAAAGAGUUGCAAUAAGAGCGAUGAGCAGCAGUGCGAACUCACUUUUUGGGUGACGUUUUUGCUGCCAUUGCCGUCUUCGUUGCUAAAGCUCCCUAUUUUUAAUAGCCUGAGAAAACAGCCGACAUUUUGCCUCUCCGUCGGUGGUUUUCUCGCGAAAUGACGUCUGAGGAACGAACGCAAAAAUUCCAUACUGAUGACGUGUCACUACGCAGAUCUGGGUAGUGCUUCUGACUGAAUGAAGCAGAUUUCCAACCAAUCAGGAGUACUACCCAGAUGUGGUUUUCAACCGCCGCUCGGUUAGCUCAAUGGGAUAAGCGCCGGUCUGCUGAGCGGGAGGCCGUAGGUUCAAACCCCGGCCGGACCAACACUCAGGGUCUUUAAAUAACUGAGGAGAAAGUGCUGCCUUUGUAAUAACAUCUGCAAACGGUUUGACUUUCUAGUCUUCUCGGAUAAGGACGAUAAACCGUAGGCCCCGUCUCACAAGCCCUUGCACAUGUAAUUAAAAAAUCUGUGGGACGUUAAAGAACCCACACACUCUUCGUAAAGAGUAGGGCACGUAGUGCCCGGUGUAGUGGUCUAUAUCACUUUCACACUCAUGUAUGGGGGCAUCGUUACUCAUUCCUUCAUUACUUGUAAACUGCGCCUUAAGCAGUCUGGCAAAGUCCCCCAACCAGUGUUGUAAAUUAUCCCUGAAAAGCCCUGAGGGGAGUGGAUAAUAUGAUGUUUGACUUUGACGUUUGACGUUUGCUAGUGACACGUCAUCAGUAUGGAAUUUCUGCGCUCGUUUCUCAGAAGUCAUUUCGCGGGGAAACCAGUGGUGGAGUCGCAAAAUUAUGGCGUACAUUUGCGGACAAAAAUAAUUGAAAAUAAAAUACAAUUUGAAGUUCAAAAAUUAGACUAUCCAUGUCGAAAUCUCGUCAUAUGAAUUUGAAAUGGCAAUGAACGCAGUCGAAAUAGCAUCAUUCGAACUUGAAGUUACUACUUUGAACAAGUUGAAACUAUAAAGGGAAAACUCGACAUCGCGGAUGUUGAAGUUCAAAUCACCAUUUCAACUAAAAUGUAAAUUACAUGAUUUGAACUUCAAUUCACCUUCUCCACUCUAAUAAGCUACUUAAUCGUCAACAAUACAACCAUAAUCUCCCACAAAAUUCCAAAUGAAACCUUUAAUUUGAACUUAAAGUCACGUCACAUAUUCGAAUUCGAAAAACCAAAAUUUCAAUUCGAAAGGAAGCGGAAGUAAAAAUACACAGGAACCGGAAAUAAUAAGAGUUUUGCAACACUUUACAUACGGGAUGUUUGCAUAACUGCAUUUUGGCGCGAAAAGAUUUUCCCUUCACUCGAAUACGGGUGACUCUAGGACAAUCCAAGAGAUUGCGAGGGGCUGUCGUGGCAAACUUAAGAGUGGUUUUCUGUAAAAUUUGAACUUCGGCCUGACACGGUACCUCGUCGAUUUGGCUGAUUUUUGGCAUGCAGUCUUAGAAUGGUUUCCUAAAUACUGAAUGCAUAUGCUAAGGUUUGAAUUCUCUUUGGUUCCAAACAUACAGGAAUGACAGUUUUGACAAGGCCUCGAGGGGCCGCCAUGUUGGUGAACUGAAGGACGUUUACGAUAAUUAAUUCUAGCUUUAUCAUUAAAAUAACGUAAUCGUGACUCAUACAGUGGCAAAGAAUUAUGCUUCCUCCUUUCAUUUACCUACUUUUAUCCGAAAAUAGUCUAGCCAUUAUAACGGUUAUAACUUCUCAUAGCACUUUUACGGUACUUAAAAGGUGCACAAAUUUUGUAGAAAUAGGAAGGCCAGUAUCACCCAUGCCACAUCGAUUUGGAGUAAGCCAUUUUCACUAAACAUAGUUUUUUUUUAUAGAUAAGUUAGAUUGUUGAAUAAAAUAAUUGGGCAAAUGUAACGGAGCAGACCUACAAUUGCUUGAUUUGAACAGAUAAAGCUAGAAUUGUCCGCCAUAUUGACCAGAGAGUUCGAUUUCGCGCCAAAAUGCAGUUAUGCAAACAUUCCGUAUGUACAGUGUAGCGAAACUCUUAUCAUUUCCGGUUCCUGUGUAUUUUUACUUCCGCUUCCUUUCGAAUUGAAAUUUUGGUUUUUCGAAUUCGAAUAUGUGACGUGACUUUAAGUUCAAAUUAAAGGUUUCAUUUGGAAUUUUGUGGGAGAUUAUGGUUGCAUUGUUGACGAUUAAGUAGCUUAUUAGAGUGGAGAAGGUAAAUUGAAGUUCAAAUCAUGUAAUUUGCAUUUUAGUUGGAAUGGUGAUUUGAACUUAACAUCCCCGAUGUCGAGUUUUCCCUUUAUAGUUUCAACUUGUUCAAAGUAGUAACUUCAAGUUCGAACGAUGCUAUUUCGACUGCGUUCAUUGCGAUUUCAAAUUCAUAUACGACGAGAUUUCGACAUGGAUAGUCUAAUUUUUGAACUUCAAAUUGUAUUUUAUUUUCAAUUAUUUUUGUCCGCAAAUGUACGCCAUACAAAAUGUCCGCUGUUUGCACAGGCUACGUUUUCAACUUCUCUGUUUUUUCGUUCCUUUAAAGCUACGUGCAAACGGGAGCAACAACUCCCAACAUUGUCGGGAGUUGUUGCGUUCGUUUUGGCAGUGGUGUGCAAACGGAUGCGACAACUCUCAACAACACGCAGCAAGAUGCAACAAGGUGUGUAAACGGACGCAACAUGUAACAUUCAACAAUGUUUGGAGUUGUUGGCCAACUAUGUUCCGUUCGUUUGCAUGGGACUUUACUUAGUAGGGAACUAUGCCCUUAACCGUUUGGAACUUGUUAUUUACUGAUGGCUCUCUUUAGGUCCUGAACCAAAACCCGAAUUUAAAGGAGAUGAAAGAACGUUCCGCUUGUGGCUUGAUACAAAUCAAUAUCAACAGGACAUGGCCGAGACUGUACAUGGUUCAGAGGCGAGUUGAAUUCUCACUAACUGCGUAGUGCCUCCAAAACUAAUUAGUCAGAAAUUAAGGUUGCUAAAAAUAAACAUUCUGAGAAAAGAAUAUUACCAUUAUUAGGUGUUGCUGAAAAGUUUUCAUUUGAUUGCUCACACCAUAAAAUUUUGACAACAAACGUAGAGCGCUUGACUGCAGAGGGGGAGGUCGCGGAUUCGAUUCCUGGGGCCGGACGAAUACUCAGGGUCUUAAAAUCUAUGAGAAAUUAAGGUACCCCCUUUGCAGUGCAAGCGGCUAGACCUUCGCGUGGCUCGGACGACCUCUUAAAAUGGCGGUCCGAUAUCCAGCUGGAGACAUGAAAAAAGUGUCCCCCAUUACGACUUGCGAACCCGGGACCGCCGGAUUGCGAGUCUGACGCCCUGACCACUCGGUCAUGCUGUCUCCUUGCUUCUGCUGUUUUUCGUUAUUUUGCCCAGUGCCCUCCAAUAUUAUGCACAUUUCUUUUAUUGGAAUACUUAAUCAAACUGUUCUCCACAGGAUGUGUACGAGACCUUCAACAUUCUUUUAAGACGGAAACCAAAAGAGAACAAUUUCAAGGUAAGUUUUGAUAAAGAAAAACAUGAAAAUUAACUCCUAGCUAACGUCUGUGUCUAAAGGCCAACAUACGUAAUAUACGCCACUUCCACAUUUCCCAUAAUGCACCCUAUUUGCCACUCAAAAUUUUGCAUAACCUUUGUUUUUUAUUUCUCCUGGGUAUUACAGCCGUCCCAAGAAAAAUUGAGAACAAUUGUUAUGCCAAUUUUUUUUUUUGGGGGGGGUGCAUUUUGGGAAAUGUGGAAGUGGCGUAUACGCAUCUUCUGGAUGCUACUCACCGAAGACUCUUAUCUCGUCUUACACGUGAUGAAAGAUGUUGUUACCUAGAUAUAUGCCUGCAAACUUGACUUACACCAUUUUUGUUCUGUGUAGGCCGUGUUAGAGACCAUUCGGGAUUUGAUGAACACCUCUUGUAUUGUCCCUGACUGGUUACACGACAUAUUUCUCGGUUAUGACGACCCAGGUGCGGCCCAUUAUACCAGGUACGGUUAGAACGUCAUUUUCAGACCAUUCCAUUCAGUAUAUCAAUCUAUUAUUGUGUUGUAGCCUCUGAAUACAGCUGCGUCAGGAACUAAUGAGAAGCGGCUGUAUUCUGGCUAAAUGUGCUGCUAAUCUUUCCAUAGAAUGCCAAACCAGAUCCGAAAACUGAAUUUCAACGACACUUUUCUUGAUUUUGAGCAUCUGAAGACGUGUUUUCCGCAAUACUCAAUAAAAGUAAGUUCAUGUUCCUUCGUUUUGGAUUUUGUUUUAACGAAGAAAAGGACGGACAUUAAUAACAGUUUGUCUUCCAUGUUUUUAGUGCACAACGGACAAUCCCGAUGAACAAGUACCACCCUUCAUGUAAGGAGUAUUUUGAGUAUUUCAAUGUACUGUUAUGUUGUUAAGUGUGAGCCGUACUUGCUACAUGCAAAAGGCAUACUGUAUAUGACAAAACAAACCUUUCAGAACUUGAAGCAGAAGCAUAAAGCAGAUCUCAAGGGCAGAAAAAAAAAAUGUGCGACUUACAGUAGUCAUGAUUUUGCUAGUUUUGACUUCUCCUUAUGCUUCGUUGACAACGUAGUGCGCCGUUUUUGCGCCAAUCAUUAAGAGAAGCUGAAGCUCAGGCACUCCAGGCUCUCCCUGUAAAUGUCGGCUAUAUUCGUUUGAGUUUAGGUCGUUUCUUAACAAACAGUCAAAAACUUUCCAUUGUCAGCACUCUUAAGGCUGCUUUUUAACUAGCGACGGAGUCGGAAUGGGAAAUCAGAAAAAUUAAGUGCAAAGCGUUUUGAUCUAGUGAAAACAGCGUUUUUAUUCCACUUACAACUCCUUAGCGUACGAUCUAGUGUAAACUGGGUUGACUGAGUGGAAAGCAGGAAACGGAAGAACUAAAGCAAUUGCAAAGUGUGGGGAACGAGCAUUGUGAUUGGUUUAUCCUUCCGCUUGUACAUCCAACUGCGACAAAUUUGGUUUUCAAUAGAUCGUAGGGAGCGGAAGAAAUUGGAAACGUUCUGAUUGUUCCGACGCUGUUCUGUCGUGCUUGUGUAUCCGCUUACGACUCUUCGAUCUUGGAUUUUCUCUUGGUCAUAAGCGCGCUUACCAGACUCUGCAUAUGACUCCAUUGCUAAUGUAAACCAACCUUUAUAGACCGUAGAAAUGACGGUAAAAUGAUCAAAGCUCAGGUCAAGCGGCUUCAAUGCAAAGUUUUUCGAUGGUAUUGUAAAUGGCGAUGUAGCUGUUGCAGCUUUUGGAUCAAUUCAGGUUUCCGGGAAACUGCCCACCUACCCCUCCCCUAACCCAACAUUUGCCCUAAGUGAGAAGUAAAUGGUACUGUUGACUUAGGGAGGGGUAGGUGGGCAGUUUCCCAGAAACCUAAAUGAUCCCAACUUGUUAGUUAGGGGUAUUGUCCCUAAAAUUCCAGGAGAGCUGCAUUUUAACAUGUUGCCCUGAAAAAUCAUUCCCGGAAACUUGUUUGCAGAAAAGCGGUAUCUUAUCUUUUCGUCUCCCUUCAGAAUAACAUUUCCUGAGUCACCGGACAGUAAGAAACGGAAACACGAUGAAGGGGAUCCAAAAGACACAAAACAGGAGCUUCUAGUGGAACCGUUUGUUGUACCUAACCGUGGACCAUAUCCCUUCAAUCAGCCGAAAAAGUAAGGGCUUGUAAUAGAUGCUCUAAAAUUUGAUUUCACAGUGAUGGAUUUCUUCUAACACGUUGUCUUUCACACUGCGAAGACAUAGCCUGCGUGGCUAGCGCUCCCGAGCGAGCGAGACACGAAAGUUAAGAGAGGGGACGCCAUUUGUGCGUUGAGUUUGUUGUUGGUUCUCAUUCUUGCUCCGAAAGGAUUUUCUCCUGGUACUUAGGUUUUAUCCUCUCCUGAAAAACCAACACUUUCAAAUGUCAAUUCGAUCUGGAACGCGUGGAAACAUUUAAACGAGUUCUCACUAUCGUGUCGCGUGGGUAAGCAAACAAACAAUAGAAAAAAAGAACAAGGCAGCUGCCGGGUUUUUCUAGCACAGGAACACUUCAGUUCGUAGGCCAGUGGCGAAGUCCGAUUUUGCAAUUCACGUCUGCCGCUGAAAAAAUUCUGCCCUUUCAUCCUACAACACGUGCUCUGUUAUGCCGAAACAUUUGUAUCGUGUACUCACAAAUGAUAUGUGUCACUUCGUUUUUUUCCAGGAAUGCUGUUCCAUUUACUCCAACUCAAGUGGAAGCUAUCAGAGCUGGUAUGCAGCCUGGACUCACUAUGGUACGUUUCUGAGAUAUUAUAUAAACGUUUGUUUUGUGGAGGGUUUAGUCAAUGAUGUUGCUUUGGGGGUAAGGAACGCAAGUGUGAUAACUGGUCAUCAAUUCCUGCACUUUCGUUUAAUCCACGGUUGAAUCUAAUUCAAUGAAGCAUCCAAGAAACCGACUCUAACUCACUUGGUGGACACGUUUGAGAAGGGAGGGGGUUAAUAAAGACUGGGGCUUAUUUACCUCAGCGAAAUGGGGCGCUAUACUGCUUUUCAAACAACCGAAAGGUGGUAUCAAUUUUCCAGAAAUAACUAGAAUACAAAGUGAAAAAGCUCAAGCAUAUGAGUUUGGAGGUGAUGCAGACGAAGAUCAAAAAGAAAUCUGAACUUGCAGCGCAUGAAUCUGGUGAAUAAACCACGCUGGAUCAGUCCUCGUGAAGUGCAAAUACGGGCUAUCAUUUAUUAAUUUGGUUUCAAUGAAGGAAGAGGGAAGUGGUGGUGGUGGUUGUGGUGGGCGGGGUGGGGGGCGGUGUUUUGGGGGCUUAAUUCCUUUUUCCUGGCCCUGGGCCCCGUUUCUCGAAAGCCCCGAUUACUUUUCAGCGCCGAAAACCUGUUUUAUGCUUGUCUUGUUUGCAUUCAAAAUCUAAGUUUCAAUAAUAUUUAAACUAUCACUUAACGAAGCAAAAUUGGCCGGUUUGUGAGCUAGGAACUGUGCUACUAUUCAACAGGUUUCGAUUUCAAAAUUUGCCUUCGGACCCGAAACGUUACCGGGCCUUUCGAGAAACGGGCCUUGGAAAAGGGAAAUAAUUCGAGAGGGGUUUUACUAGAGGAUUUACGGUAUCUUCUGUUAGGUUGUGGGACCUCCUGGAACUGGUAAAACAGAUGUGGCUGUGCAAAUCAUUUCCAAUAUUUAUCAUAACUUCCCGGAGCAAAGAACGCUGCUUGUUACUCACUCUAAUCAGGUAAGAUUAUUUUAGCUGUGCAAAUUCUCGUUUGGAGGUCAAAGAGUAGAAUGAAAUUGUGGAACUCUCAAGUUAUCUAACUCCUCUUCGCCCCGUUUAAAGUAAAAUGUAUGACGACUGUAUUUACACUUAAGGUCAACGCUACACAUAUUGGCCACCUUGAGGUUGUGCGGGAGAGCGAGUCGAGAGGGCUGUCAAGUGCAUUGUGGGACUGUCUUCAACAUGGCGGCAAAUUCGUCCCCAAAAAAGUCCCACAAUGCACUUUGACAACCAUCUUGACCCGGUCUCCCGUGCAACCUCAAUUGUGUAUCUAUAAAGGCACUAAGUAAUGACCUUAGCACUGGAAAAUAUCCUCGUGCCGAAACGCCGGCUUUGUAGGUUCUUUUUUACUUGUUUCUGUUUCACUAAAUCGCUGUUGAUCAAAACUUCUAUUUCAAUAUUUGUUAAGGCCUUGAAUCAACUGUUUGAAAAAAUCAUGGCCUUGGACAUCGAAGAACGUCACUUACUUCGUUUGGGACACGGAGAAGAAGCUCUGGAGACAGAGAAAGAUUUUAGCAGGUUUGUAGGCCAAAGUUAAAACUUUCUUGAAAUUUCCAAUUUCUAAUUUGUUCGAGUUACCCGCGUAAAAAUGACAGGAAAUUAAGGUGAAAUCCAAGGGAAAUUGGACUUAGUUCGAGUAAGUGGGGAGUUCGAGUUAUCGGGGUUCUACUGUAACUCUAUUGGAUCAAACUGACGAGCUGCUUUUUAUCUUUUUAUGUAGAUUAUGUAGAUUAUAAUGUACAGUGUAGGGAAAAUUCUUUUGUUCGCUAUUUGCUUUAAACGUGAUCCUAAAUUUCUCCUUCGAGACUCAGGUAUCGCUGUAAAGUCUUCGGAAAUCGAUACUUGACUGUUAUCCAGCCUAUUGCAAGUGGGAAAAAUGUGCCUGUCACUCACAGGAAAACAUGUACCUUUACAACCAAUAACAGACCUGUGCAUUCGCCACCAUUAGGUUUCCCUCGAAAUGACGUCUGAGGAACGAGCCCAGAUAGUCCAUGCCGAUGACGCGUCACUACCCUGGAUCUGGGUAUAGUGCUUCUGACUGGAUAAAGCAAAUUUUUCGACCGAUCAGAAGCACAACCCACGUCCGUGCAGUGACGCGUCAUCAGUAUGGAAUUUGUGCGCUUAAAUUACAUUUCUCGGGGAUACCAGUGGUGGUAUCGCGAAAUGUCCGCUGUUUUCCCAAGUUAUUGCAUUCAGGCAACCGGUUGCCAACGGUACAAACUUUGUGUAGCGCUGCGGGAAAAACAUGCAGCUAGAUUCGAGCUCGGGAAAGCAUUCAACCUUGGCUUGGUGUCGAACGCACCGGGAAAUGCACUUUUUAGCGAUAAGUGAGUAAUCGUUGUUUUUCUCUUUUCACAAGGUACGGUCGAGUAAACUUUGUUCUUGCGAGCAGGCUUGACUUGUUAAAGGAAGUACAACGCCUCCAGGUUAGUGGGCAGCUAUUUUUUGUUCUUUUAUAUUUUGAACGUCAAAACUUACUUUGAUUGGUAGAAUUCUAUUUGGUAGUGAAUGAUAGAUUGCAAAUGUGCCAAGUCACGUUUUCUUUCUUGCUGAGUGUUUUGUUUUGUUUUUUUUUUUAAAGUAUACUUUCCGUAAUUGGUUUAAGUUAGUAAGAGAGAAUUUUCCUUUUAUAGCCUCCUGAAAACUACUUUUUUUUAAUCAAAACACUCAUUCAUAGUUUCACGGGAGCCACUUUUUCAAGUUAGUGUAUUGCACAAAAGAACCUCGUGAUUGACGAAAUGGCUGUUUUUUUGCGGAAAAUAAUUUAGGCGGUAGCAAACACAUAAUUUAAAAAUUUUUGAAAUUGUCUAACCUUUUAUCUGGCGGCUUAUCUCUUUGUAGGAAAGUCUAAACGUUCAUGGCGACGUCUCCUAUACUUGCGAGACGGCGGGGUAUUUUUACCUUUAUCAGGUAACGUAAAUAAAGCUUCAGUUUCUUUAGUGUACAUCAGACUCAAACAAAACUUUUGGAAAAUUAAAAAAAAUGUUUUAUCCGGUGAGUUCCCACCACCAGAUAACACCACGGUCAACCCGCAGUCUUUUUAGUUUAUUGAGGGAGGGGAGGUCGUGCAGUGGUGGAGCAGGGGAGUAAGGGCAGAAGAGUUUGCACAGGUUUUGGUGCACGAGUAACAAAAGGAAAGGAAGGGGGCGAAGGCGGGUGGAUGGGGAGAUAGAUUUUCUUCCCCUCCCCUUUCCCGACUUCAGUCUUUCUCCUUAUGCCCUCCCUGUUGACCGCAUUUUCUAGUCUCACCCAUCCUCCGCUUUUUUCAGAAUUGAACAUGGCGACUGCAGGAAAUACUGAGCACUUGCUAGUCCCAAAAUUGCUCGUGCGCUACCAUUCUCGUCCCCAGAGCCCAUCGUUUCUUGGUCACGUGGUCUUGAAACGAGGGGCAGGAUUGUUAGGACGUUGUCUGUGGCCAAUAGCAAGCAUUAGUGUGUUAACCUGAGUAUCAGGUCUUUCCUACGAGCCAAGGGAGAGUAGAUUUGAAAAAGCAAAGAGGGAAGUGGAGGAGAGGGACGUUCCGUCUCUUCGCCGUCCGCCCCCUUUUUUCGCUCUAUUAAAGCCUGAUGCUCCGGCAAGUGUGAUGCUGAUGUAACUCGUGCCGAUCUGAAUUCGUACCGGUCUCUAAGGCGUCUUGUCUCAUUUCAUGGCGGUGUUAACUUAUAUUAUCGUUGUCUUCUAGGUUGUUUCUCGCUGGGAAGAGUACAUGGCAAAGUUAAGAACAAAGGUAACUCUUUGUGCCUGUCGUCUGUAGGUCUGUCCGUCUGUCUGUUAAUCUCUGUCGUUUCAUAGAUAUGUAGUUACUCACCAAUAGCAAUUCGCGUAUAAUCGUCUUCUCCCAACCUUUCCCCCCGCCCCCUAGCAAGAUUUGAUAUUAGAGAGCUUUAGAUUCUAGGACGAGAACGAUUACGAGUACGAGAUUUGACUGAAAGUUUUAUCGCUUAUUCUCAAAAAAAUAUCCAGAAAGCUUCAUUGUACUUUUCGUUCAUCAAAAAAAGUUAGCACUGUUAUCUUAUUAAAGGAGGUUAAGCCCCCUCCGGAUCGCAAAACGAUAAAACUUCCAACAUUUGAUAACUUGUUUCCGCCACUACGACAUUCACGCUAAAACUCGUAGUACAAUGACGACGGCUAUCACGUUCUCCCACCAAAAUGACGCUGGUUCACGAGCGAGCACUACCCGUAGUCGUUCUCGUCCUAAAGGUCCCUAUUCUUGAAACUAAGAUAGCCGCCCGUUAGAGUAAACACUCGUUAUGGACUAUCUUUUACAGAACAAGAAAGAAAAGGAAACUGUAAACAUUUGUCUGUUGAAAGGUCACAUUUAUUUAAUAAUUUCUGCUCGCAACUUUUGAUAUUGCUUGUAAGUGCGUCACAAACAACACCUCUGAAAUAUCAAAGUUACCUUUUCUAACUAAUAACUAAUAAUAGUAAUAAUAUCUUAGUGUUACGUGCCACAUUCAACAAUGUAGCAACGUAGUAUUAUCUAAUAACCAAACACCUGAAAGUCGGCUUAGAAAUGUCGGAUUUGUCUCGAUUUUCAACUCAGUUUUGAGUAUUUCGAUAUUCGAUGAAACUUGCUUUUUAUAAUGUUUAAUAUAUUUUGUCACACAGCAUCCGUGUUUAUCAAUAAAUCUCACAUUUUGAUCUAAAACAUUUGGGUCCAAGGCAUUUGUAUGCUGCCACUGUAGUCUGUAGGUAUACUGUACACUUUAUUAAUCUGAAUUUUUACUCUUAUUUAGAAAGGAGAGGUUGCUGCCAUAUCGGAACUUUUCCCUUUUACAAAAUUCUUCGAAAAUGCACCACAAGUAAGUUUUCAGUCCCACAAACCCGAAUUUGAAACCAAGUUAGUUUAAAUGACGUUGUUAAAUGGUUUGUAAUGAUUAUGCAAGUUUCAGUUUUGUGACGAUGCACUUCGUUGAUUUCACCUCUCUUUUUCUCCGUAGCCUUUAUUCAAAGGACAAACGUGCGAGGAGGAUAUGGAAAUAGCUGAGGUAAGUUUUUCUUUUUUUUUCUGUCAUUCAAUUUUUGUGACGUUUCUAGGGCUACUUGGAAACGACACUUAAACCCUUACACUGCCAAAGUACAUGAUGGAGUUUUUUUAGUAUGUGGACAAAAUCCUGUGGUAUUACCAUCCAAAUGAAACCUCUGCAGUGGUACUUUUACAUGGUACUAUUAUUUUUCAGUAUUUCACAAAUUGAAACAGAGAAUUUUUUGGGGGCGCCUUUGGACAAAAAUAUGUGGACAAAAUCAAAUCAUGCAGUGUGAUCAUUCAAAUGAAACCUGUUUUGCAGUAUUUUCACCUGGUACUUUUUAUUUUUCAGCGUUGUACAAAGUGAAAUUACUUUGUGCUUCUUUGGCAGUAUAAGGUUGAUAAUCAUGUUCAGAGUUUACAAGUUAAUUUGUCCCCGAUGCCGAAGUUUCCCUUGGACCCAUCUUCUAAAAAAGCUUUUUAAUAUGUGUUUUUCCGAAGGCCGGCAGGCUUUUGUAUCAUUCACUAUUUUCACAGAUGCACCUUGUUUCCCCACCCCCGUCCCACCGCCCCCCCCCCAAAAAAAAUUUACAUAACCAUUGUCUCCAAUUUGUCCUUGGUAUUACGGUAGUCCCAAGAGAAAUAGAAGACAAUGCAACAUUUUAGGGGGUAAACAAGGUGCAUUAUGGUCUCUGUGAAAAUAAUGAAUGUUUGCUCUACAUUUUGCUCAAAACCUUCUUGGCUCAGGAACACGUGUAUUGUAUAAAAUAAUUUGUUGUCUUUGUUUGUUUAAAGGGUUGUUACAGAUACAUUAAGAAGAUCUUUCAACAGUUAGAGGUAACAACAGUGUAUUUUUGUUUACAUCCAGAGUAUUUUGUCAAACUGUUCCGUUGUGUUAGACAAAAAGGUGGCGAAAAUCUCUCCAUCAGGUUUAUAUCCACUAAACGUUUUAAAACAGAAACCAGCAGAAUUUUUUUUCUCCAUCAAGCCUCUUGUUACAAUUUUAAACUUGUGAAGUUGCACAAGGGUGAAUACGCUGUGCGAGGAAUACCCCAAUCCUCAGAGACCCUGUAGGGGGCAGCUAAGUCGGAUGAGAUAUUAACGUUGCAAGAAGAUUCCCUGCUAGCAGAAGUCUCACUCGGCAAGAGAGAGAAAGGAGAGAGACCUCUGAAGGCCUUCGACGCGUUUUUUUGUGUAGCCAGCGACCAUAUUUGUGGUCGAAACUGACUGGUUUUCAAAACCGGUUUCGUUUUAUAUGGAGUGCAUAUGCCAUGCUGACUGAGUCGGUGUCAGCUCAAAUUGCACCAUGGGACUGUUUUGGGGACGCUAUCGCUUCUUUUAUCUCAAAAUCAGGGGUUGGACACCUCAUGUUUAUUACAGAACGCCAUACUCCUCGUAGAGAACCAUUUAUGCGAGCUUAUUGGGCCGAUUUUCUAGAAAAGUGGGGAAAUCAGAGUAAGAAACUGUUGUGUAAGGAAAAGAGUUUAAUACAGGGUUUAGCACCGAGGUUAAGCUCUCUUUUAAAAACGGUUAGGGUUCAAGUCCUACGUACCACCAUUUUCUUUCUUCUCUUAUUUGAUACUUUAAGUCAUAAGACUACUAUCUAUAUUUUGAGGGAAGAUGACAAUCUGAUUUUGGGUUAUUCACUAUAGUCAUAACCCUUCUUUCAUGGCUGUACCUAGGUUGCCGGAGGAACUGGGACAGAUUUCGUCCCCAAAACAAUCUCAUAGUGCAAUUCAACACGAAAAGGACGCAGUCUCACGCGAAAUAAUCGUAUCAGGGUCUCAACAUUUUAUAGAUCCGGCCACCAGUACCGUGCCGAUUGAUUCGUUGAACUGUCAACGAGUGCUGAGAUUGGCCUUAGUAAAUUUGGUUUCAUCGCACGAAUCUCAGUCUAAAACUGUUCUUUAUAAUUACAGUACCGACGUUAAAAGUCAAACAAUAAAGAAUUUUGUGUUAUUUCGUUAAUAAGCACAUUUGACUUUUUUUUGUUUGUUUUUGUAGGAGUUUCGAGCAUUUGAACUUCUUCGUAGCGGUAAGUGUGUUUUGGAUUCUAUGUAGUGUUUCUACCUGACUUUUUUAACGAAGUCUUUCUUGCAAUUGACUGAAGAUGAUAUGAACUGCUGAAAUAUAAAUCUAAAGAAAGAUAUGACCUUCUCGUUGGCGAUAAAUAAUUACUACUGGGAUGGUCGUUUCUUCAUUUAGAUCCUUAGUUUAAAGUUUGAAAGGCGUCAAGGCAAUUUAACAUUCGACAGAUCAAGUUUUGCUCUUUGCGUUCGUUUGGUUUCCAUAUUCAUUUUUAAACUAAUUUUUGGAGCGUCCAAACGUAUGCAAACAGUUAGCCUGUACACAGACGUUGUUAUAUUUUUCUUUUCGUUCUUCGUACCUUUCGAAAACCCGAAAACAUUGCGGCGGUCAAUGAAUCCCCCGGGUUUUUUUUAUUUCCUAUCACGCUCGCUCGGCGGACUUUGAAGAGAAAAUAGAGGGUCUGUGAACAUGCCAGCAAACAGUUGUAAUUGUUUUUCAGCUAAUAAUUUAUUGCCAAUAGAUUUGUUUCUAGUGUAAUUCAUCUGCGGGCGUCACAAGACAUGUGGUAUGCAAUGAUUGGGAAUUUAAGUCCUUUCCUUGCUGUAUCAUUGGAGAAACAUGCUAAACCUAUUGCAGAGUUGGCUCUCUGUGGCUUGUGUACGACAAAAGCCUUGUUCCUCUUUCUUUCUUUCUUCCUUCCUUCCCUUCUUAUUUUAUUUUCCUUUUUUAAUCACAGGACGCGACAGAACAAACUAUCUUUUGGUGAAAGAAGCUAAGAUCAUUGCUAUGACGUGUACUCAUGCAGCUCUCAAGAGACGAGAUCUAGUUGAGCUCGGAUUUAAGGCAAGUUGUGACAGUGGUCUGCUAAUGCCUUUGUAGUGUACAGUUUUCUUGCAGUUCAUUGAUUCAAAAAACGGUGGUUGCUUACUUCAGAGUAAAUUGUAAAUGUCUUAUUAUCCACUCCCCUCAGGGCUUUUCAGGGAUAAUUUACAACACUGGUUGGGGGACUUUGCCAGACUGCUUAAGGUGCAGUUUACAAGUAAUGAAGGAAUGGGUAAUGAUGCCCCCAUACAUGAGUGUGAAAGUGAGAUAGACCACUACACCGGGAACUACGUACACUACUCUUUACGAAGAGUGUGUGGGUUCUUUAACGUCCCACAGAUUAUGAUGGUUGCUUACUGAAUGUGAAUAACUCUUAGACGUGCGCCACCAAUAUUACGCCAAUAACGCUCCAACGUAGAUUCGUGAUCUUACCCCCAACUGCGUGUAAUUAUCCACCAAUAUAUUACAACUGGCGUUUUUUGCACCAAUCUACAAGCGAGAUAUUAUUUUUAAUAAUUGUGGCAAAUUAGGCAUAACUAAAGAUAUUUCUGUUCUUAGUAUGACAAUGUUUUGAUGGAGGAGGCAGCACAAAUCUUAGAGAUUGAGACGUUCAUUCCACUUUUGCUCCAGGUAGGCUAGGUCACCAUUCUCUCAUUUUUUGCCACAUUGUUUUAUGGUAUUUUUCCACAAAUACAUGUACAUCUAUUGGGUGAUAAACCUUCUUGUCUCUCUUGUUAGAAUAGACAAGUGUUUUUAGCAUCAGUGAAAGUCAAACCACUAGCAGCUUAAAAUGAAAGAGAGCCCGUAGGGCACUUUUAAGUAACAUCUCACAAAUUACGAUAGUUGCAAUAGAGCGUUUUUACUCACGUGGCCAGCAUCUAUGCUAAUUUAUUGGAACAACAAGAAAACAUUUACAUGGGAAAAGAGGUCAACUCCCCAAAGAUUUUGUGGGUACACCAUCAUGGCCGCCGUUUCAUUGUUUUGGAACACCAAUAAGGCCGCCGUGACGUCAUGUGAAAACGCUCUGUAGAAUGGAAUAUAUCUGGAAAUAAAUCAAGAUGACAUAGCGGUAGCUCUUUAAAAAAUACCAGGCCAGCUAUUUUGUUAGACAUUUAUCGUGUGAUAUAUGUAAGGUCGAGGCAGCGUGGCCGAGCGGUUAGAACGCUGAACUUGUAAUCCGACGGCCCCCAGUUCAAGUUCAAAUCCUAGACCAAUAACCAUCCACAAGGGCAAAGGAUAAUAAGUAUUUGUUAUUAUUACAAUUUAGUCUUAAGUUACAAUACGAUUGAGCUUGAAAAUAGUUUUUUAAUCGAAAUUGUAAUUAGUGCUUUGACUGAAUAGUUUUUUUAAAAAAAAAACAAAUUAAUGGUAAAUAGAUUUUAAUAGUUAGUGUUGUUGUCAAUGAAGGAUAUUUUAUGAAAAACAUACUAUUAUCAUUAUCAUUAUUAUCACUAUUACUAUUAUUAUUGUUAUUAUUAUUAUUAUUAUUAUGAUCAUUAUACAAGAUGAAUGUUUGUACAAAAAUAGACGUGUUUAGAAGUUUCAACUAGUUGUCACCAUUGUAAAUGAACACCUGUAGACGAAAUUUUAUCUUGCAUUGUCAAACAGACAGUAAAGAGUCAUGUAAAUGUUAUUCACGCAAAUGAAUGAGAGACCAUUUUUUUUAUCAUGGUUAGAACAGAUAAAAGAGAUCACCAUUAUUGUUUAUGUGGUCAUGCUUAAGUUUGGCGACUUCUGUAUUCUAAUAGAAAUUUACUAUUCUUUUUUUACUGAUUUGCUAAACGAUUUUUCUUUGCUUUCACCGGUACGUAGAAUCCUGAAGAUGGAUACAAUCGAAUGAAGAGGGUCAUUCUAAUUGGUGAUCAUCACCAGGUUGGUUCGCUGUAUUUUUUUUGUUCUAUUGUAGGGAGAAACCCGAACCUUGACACACCCUCUUUAACGUCGUUCCGUCAUGCAUAAAGAAACGCCACAUUGGUGUCCUUAAACGGCGGCCAUGUUGGUGUCCCAAACCAGUCCUUUGGGAGUUAAACAUUUCUCUUAUGUAAACGGUUGACAUGCAACGUUUAAAAAUCUCUUCUUUCAUUGGUCCCCUUUAAUCUACACUUCCAUUGUUUUCAAGGAUAGGGGUAUUGUUGUGUCACAAUCCCUAUUGUUUUCCUAGCCAAUCACAGACAAUCUCUCAAAUAGUUGAAGAUCGCCCCUAUGUAAAACCUUUCGUAUGGUCCAAUAAAUUGGCAUAGUUGCUGGCCGCGUGGGUGAAAACUCGUAAGCGAAAGUCGAUGUUUUUGUCUAUCAAAACACCCACAGUUUGUUUGUUUGUUUGUUUUAAUUGACUAGUGUCGCAUGCAAUUUUACUUCGCGGACUGCUUAUAACUGAACUGAACGCUGGUGACUGACUCACUGACAUGAUGAUACAUGAAUUUGUGUUUUUGUUUCAUCGUAGUUACCUCCUGUGAUAAAGAAUAUGGCGUUCCAGAAGUUUUCCAACAUGGAACAAUCUCUGUUCACUAGAUUUGUUCGGCUUGGUGUUCCUACAGUUGAACUCGAUGCUCAGGGCCGAGCAAGAUCUGGGUACUGAUAUACAGUCGUAUUUCCUAACGUUACUUCGCUUUCUUUUGCUCUUUCCUUUGGUAUUAAAGGGAACCUCCACUUCAACAAAAAGAUAACUUUAAAUCACAGGAAAUAAUUGUUACAGUCAAGUCAAUCUAAAAUAUUUUUAAAGAAAGCGUUUGUAUCCGAGAGAAAUAACUUUUAGAUUCGCCUAUUUUUGUUUUCAAAUUUUGCUGGCGUCGCCAUCUUGAAUAAUUGUGACGUGUUACGGUUGCCCUAUUGUUAUUAAACAAAAGCUCUUUGUGUCAGAACAAUAGAGCAACCGUAACACGUCACAAUUAUUCAAGAUGGCGGCGCCCGCGAAAUUUGAAAGUGAAAAAAAGCGAUUUUAAAAUUCACUUUUCCUGAUAUAAACACCUUUUUUAAGGACAAAUUUCGAACAAAUUUGUUUAUCAACAUAAUUUUAUUCGAUUUAAACUUAUUCUGUAGUAAGAGUGGAGGAUCCCUUUAAAGGGGCCAUGUAAACAGUGAGAAAUGUCACCAAGUUGAGGGAAACGAAAAACUAACUGAUAAGUACUUAAAUAGUAUGCAUAUAUAACACAGCUAUUACAAAAGGUGUGGAUGGACAAAGUUCGAGAAGAUUGAAACGGAUUGCAAUUAUGAAUUUUUUUUAAAAGUUGUCGGUCUAAGAGUUUUUUUCAAAGUUCAUUUUUGUUGUUUGUAACGUGUUAUAUAUUGCUUGGGAGACAUAUUUGUUGGACACAAAGCUCUGAUCUUGUCAUUCACACGAAUAAGGAUCCGUUAAAUAAAUUAGGUAGCCGUGACAAAAAAAAAAAAUGUGUGAAGGAAAAUGUAUUUUGUUAGCUUUGCCCAAUAAGGAUUUUGAAUCACUGACUGGGUUAAAUUUCAAACAAUUUAUCGUUAUUUCUUUGGGUGUGUUAUCCACGAUGACGUUAGCCUGAUAGCUGGUGGUUUUGUCUGGCAAAGCGCGCGCAAACGAGCCAAACCGCCAGGUACGCAGGUUACGAUGACAUCACCGACAACGAAGGCGUUGAGGAUAAUUAUAGGAGGUCUUGGUAGGACUGUAUUGAUUUAAUGUAUCCACUCUUCGCGACUUGUAGCUUAUGUAGCCUCUACAACUGGCGUUACACCAAGCUUGGCGAUCUUCCUCAUGUUCAGACGUGGCCCGAGUACUGUGUGGAGAAUCCAGGUUUCUUUUUUGACUACCAGCUCAUUGAUGUACCCGAUUUUAACGGAGUGGGAGAGUCGGAGCCAAAUCCUUACUUUUACCAGGUACAAAAGUAUUUGGUGGUUUCUUGGUGUUGCGGACACCAAUGACGUAAUACAAAAGAUUGAAAAGACACUGAACAAUACCCACACCACAACACAAAAGCUAACAAACAAUAGUUUCCGCAACACCAAGAAACACCCAAGUAUUUCGACAAAUAUCUUUGUUUUGCGGCUUGUCACGGCAGAUAAGCUUACUGUCUUGCCAAGAAGCCGUCACUCUAGCAGUCUUUCGACUUAUUUUAUAACUUAGGGUGCGGUUCUUUGUGCUAAAAUCCGAGAUUUGAUCAAAAAUUCGAAUAUUCGGAUUCGAAUUUUUCGGUUGGAAAAGAAACAAUUCAUCUAAAACCGGAUUAUUUUCUAUUCUUAUCCAUUGAAACUACUCACAAUAUAACUGGAUUUCGGCGAAAGAAUUACACGGCCGUAGAUAAUGAUUCGAGUUACUGAUCUUUCGUUGUUUAGCUAAAGGAUGUAUCUUUAGACGGACCGCCUGAAAACGAGUCUUGCAAUAUGCAGUGGAAGAGAAGUGUCUUGCUAGAGGCCCUGCCAAAUUUGUGUAGUGGUUUUGAUCUUCUAAGCUAGUUAAAUGUUAGUCCUGUUUAUCGCUCGAUUAGCACUUUUAAAAUUCAUCGUUUAAUCCAUGUUUGGGGUUUCAAAGUGGCGGCAACGAUGAGCAGCAUAGUCAAAUAGGUGAUAGACACGUUGAACUUGAUGAUACAAUCUCUCUUUUAAGAUCCGGGGCACAGAAAUGCUUCGGAUCAUGUUCCCAAAGAACCCGGUGUUAGGUAAGAUCCAAAUAAUCCACCUUCUGCGUAAGUCAUUUGGAUCGAUAAUCCUGUUAUUUGGAUUUCAGUGAAGAAGCAAAUAUCCGUUUUCGAAUUUGGCUUACUGAAAGGAAACGCACCCUGAAGUCAGUAAAACCAUUAUUACUGAAACAGUUUCUUCAUUUUUUGUCUUGUUUGUUCUUGUAGAAUCUCGGCGAAGCUGAAUACGCAGUCGCGAUUUUCAUGUACAUGCGCCUUAUUGGGUAUCCCGCUGACAAGAUCGCCAUUUUAACGACGUACAACGGACAGAAACAUCUUAUUAGAGACGUCAUCAAACAGAGAUGCGCGAACAAUCCGCUGAUUGGACAGCCGAGCAAGGUAACUUGGAAUCAUUUUGUGGUUGCGUUGUGAGGUAUUGAGUGACCCAGUUAGUAGUUUUGUUGCCAAUAACAAGAGUGAAUCCUGGCAUUCACCUUAUGAAAAAUUUUAAGCUCACGUCCAGAACCUGUGAGUCCCAGUCAAAACCCAAUGCAUGAUUCCUUAAUUUUCAUUAAGGAAAAUGUUUAAACCUCAAGGUAGCUAGGCAUUUAAUCUGAAGUGCAUUUGUUAAUAGCAAAGUCUGUAUUACAGUGUACUGAAACUGAAAUACAGUCUAUUGUUCAAGCACAACAAAACUAAAUUAUAUAUGCAUCGUUUUCCGUAAUAACAACAAUAUUUUAAUUGCACUCUCAGUAACUGCCCAUUACAAUGUAGGUUCGUAGCGUGAAGUAAGUUUAAACGGCCACCAAGUGAGUUUUAUGACAGACAAAAAUCAUACAAACAGGAAAUUCUACAAAAACAACCUUUACAUCAAGCGAUCCAUCUGCCCUGCUGGACACGUGCCGUGAAUUCUUUUACUUCGUUGGGGAUUUUAAUGGAUCAGAGAUGCAGGACGAAAGGUUAACAAAAUCACUAUUCGGGCGUUACCGCAUUUCUAAAUAAGUCCCGAAGGAGAGUAAGGGUAACAACCAGUUAGUUUACAUACAGCGUGUUCUAACUUCUACAGUGUACCCUAGUCUGCUACACAGCCGUUCUUUGUCGUCACGCAACGCUCCUGCCCACAAGCGUUGCGUGACGACACGAAGAACUGCUUUGCAGCAAUACAGCUUUCACUAGAAACUUUGUAGCUAAAGCCUGUUUUCAACCGCUUUGUUAUGAUCAGGUGACCACGGUGGAUCGGUACCAGGGUCAACAGAAUGAUUACAUAAUCUUAUCGCUUGUUCGCACCAAGACUGUGGGUCACAUCAGAGACGUCCGCCGAUUGGUUGUUGCCAUGUCACGUGCCCGCCUUGGACUGUAUGUACUAGCACGUGUCAGCUUAUUUCAGAACUGCUUUGAACUCAGACCUGCCUUCUCUCAGGUAAAGAAUACUAGGCAGAAUGAUGAGCCUUCUCGCUAGCCUUUGCUGUGCUUGCUCUCUAGAACCAUUUCAUUUUAUUUAGCUCUUACAUCAGGAGACCUUUUUUUGGCUUUUGCCAAUUUGUUCAGCACAUCUGUGGUAUACUGAAUGAUAACUUUCAUCUUAGCCUGAGAUCACUCCCUCUCUCUCCCUAAUUUCUAGCGCUCCUCCUAGAAAGAAUUCUUUUCCUCUCUUCUCCGUUCCCGCCCCGUAAAAGCAUAAUAACAACAGUAAGAAUGAAAUGAAAAGCCUAAUCGUUGGUCAUUAUUGUCGAACUUCAAUUUACGACGAAAAAGCAAACGUGAAGGAAGUUUGUAAAGUUGAUUUUGAUUUCCACGAUCUUUUUCUCAAGUAUUGAUGCUCCUUUUGGAGGUUUUUUAACACUCUAGGAGUAAUUUAUUUCAGGACCCGGACAUCAAAAACUGCCCCCGCAACCGACCCCCCCCCCCCCCCCUCUCGAAAAAUUAAGGCAUAAGCGAAUUUUAAAGUGUUUUUGAAAAACUUUGAAACACUCCUCGUGUAUAUAUUUAGUUGACCAGUAGACCACUGAAGCUUUACCUGGCGCCCAGUGAGAGAUAUCCACCAUGCAGACCGGUGAGUUUCACUAUUCAUGUCGUCAUUUCAGUAAAGUAUUAAAAUUACUGCAUAAUAAUGAAGUUUUAGUAGCUGUAUAGACGAAUCAGAACCACCUUUAACAUAGCAGUGGCACUUGAACAUACUACUCAGAAGCUUUCGUUGCACUUAACAAUUCUCUCUUUAUUGAUUAACAACGUCCACAGUCCCCUAUUUUUUCGUGAGAUGAUCGAGGUCGAUCGUCAAAUUCGGGAGGCCGCCGCCUUGUUUUCCCAUGGUCAUUGUUCGAUUUCUCACCCUAUUUCCACAAAUUAUUUACACUUUCUUAAGGCUUCCCUCGCAGCGUCAAAUUAAUAUGGCCGCUCUUCAUUAAAUAAUUUAUUAAUUUUUCUUCCUUUUUCGUGAAUUUUAUCAAUGUUGUUUUUCUUUUUAAGCGCGGAGCUCCCCCUGCAGAAGCACCUCUCGUUGUUGAAGACAUGCCUCAAAUGCAUCGCUUCGUGUUUGAUUUCUAUAGUCAUUAUGUUCAGUCUUUGAGAGCCCAACAAGAGGUGAGUUAGACUGUCGCUCUUAAACCAAUUGAAAUCAUCAAUUUAAACAAAAUAGACGCAGUUUUCCUGUUUUAUGGAAAAAAGUGCUGCUUUUCAACACUUCAGCCCGUUUGAACGGUGCAUCAUCAUCACACGUUGGUACCCACUUCAAUCUCUUUUUCUUAUUAACUCCCCCAGUCGGCGUUGACCAAAUUUGAGAGAAUUGAUAUUAUUUUAUGAUUGACGUCAAUUGUCCAAUAGUAGACUGAAACAGGGUCUGACUGACAUUACGCAUAAACAGAGGCGCGGUGGCUCAGCUGUUUUGGUAAUAAAAUGGAUUCAUCACAGUUUUGGACGAUGUUGGACCAACUUGGUGGUGUCGUUUAAAUGGGCUGCAUUUACACUGAAAUAACUCUUGAAUGAAUGCAAAAGCCCAGUAAAAGGUCGCCUGCCUUGCGCACGUAAGGAUAUCUGUCCGCUGUGACGUUGGUUUGCCUAUUUAAUUUUUAGUACAUGGCCAGUAUUCCGAAGCCGCCGGAGGAAGAAAAGACGAGCAAAGAGGCUGAAGAAACUGAGAACGGACAGGAGAUAGGAGACAAAGACACUGAAGUUUCAAAUGAAGUUGAAGAAGAACAAGGGUCUCCAAUUGUGAACGAAGUUGAGGAGAUGGAAGCAGAUGACAAGUGAAACUGUUGUUUGGAUUAACUCCAGUUAGUUGUAAAUUAUGGAAACGCCAGUUUUGUUUCUACAAACAUAGUAAACUGA
Porites lobata is the source of this 45804-nucleotide messenger RNA. The record is from the annotation of a GenBank genome assembly. Lineage: Eukaryota; Metazoa; Cnidaria; Anthozoa; Scleractinia; Poritidae.